This is a messenger RNA of Podarcis lilfordi (Lilford's wall lizard), 88456 nucleotides long. NCBI's taxonomy places the organism in Eukaryota, Metazoa, Chordata, Lepidosauria, Squamata, Lacertidae. The record is from the annotation of a GenBank genome assembly.
GGGGACGGCGGCGGCGGCGGGGGAGGGUUUAAAGCCCGGCGGAGGCGGAGGCGAUGCCUGGGAGCGGGGAAGGCGAGUCAGCUGAGGAGCGAGGCGAGCGCGGGCAGCAGCGGCAGCAGCAGCAGGAGAAGGCGGCGGCGCGCAGCCCGGAGUUGCCGGAGGACGGACGCCUGGAGGGCAGCUCGCCGGCCUCGGCCGCAGGUUGGGCUGCCCUUCUCCCGCCCCGGGGGGGGGGGCGCCGCGCUUAAUUCCAGGGCGGCGCUGCCCCCACCCGCUUUCCGUGCAUCCCCCUCCCCUUCCUCCCGGAGGAAGAGCUGCCCCUUCCCGUCUCGGCGGGUCCCUCCCUCUCCCUCUUGCCCGGCCGGUCCGAAACUUGCUCGGAGGGCCGCGCGGCUUGCGCCAGGAAGGCGAGCGGGAGCCACGCGGGCGCGCCGAGGGGCUGCCGGGGACAGAGCCCGGACCCGGGUCCUUGCUGGUGAGCGGGCGGGCGGGCACAGCCGCGGAAGGGGCCGCGCGGCGGCGGCGGCGGAGGAGAGGCGGGCGCGCAGCGGCCCCUCUGCCUAAGAAAGGCGAGGAAGUUUCUGGCCGUCCCGGGAGCGGAGAAGUCCUCCUCGCCCCUCCGCCGCAGCUGCGGGUCCGGGCCGCGCGGGCUGGGAAGGAGGCGCUGCCGACUUUCCGGCGAGUUGGCGAAGCGCGCGCAGGAUGGCUCGCCAGCCGCGUCCCUCCGGGCAACUUUGCGCGCGCGGCCCCGCCGCCCGAGGGGGACCUGCGCGCGGGGGGAGAAGCGGCGCACAAAGCGCGCGGCCGGGGGAUGCGGCGCCCGGGUUUUCGGCUCGCUUUCGCCUUCUUUUUCCCUUUCUUCCUUCCUUUCUUUCUUUUCCCCUUUCAAGGCGGGCGAGACUUCUCCGGAGCCUCGGUGCCCUUUCCACAUUGCAUCAUAAAACCAGGGUGGAGCCAGCCCGCCUCCUCCUCCUCCUCCGCCUCCCCUUCUGCAAGUAACCCGAGCGGAGGGGCUUGCCCGGCUCUCCCAAUCGCCGCCGCCGCUCCGGCGCGCGCUGCCCUUGGUGCGGGUCGGGGGCCGCGCUCGUCCCGGGAAAGUGCCCGAGAGGAGGCUCCUUUGGCCCGAGGCGGAGGCGGAAGAGAGCCCGGGCUCUCCUCGUCCGGUAAGAAACGAGGCUCCCGGCUGCGGGCGAGAGACUGAGCUGGGAAGGCGCCGGCUUCGGGGCUGCGCCGACGGAGUUUUGCCAGCCACGUUGUGGCCGCUCUGUUGCGACGACUGUCUGUUGGCGACGAUGGCGCGUGUGGCACGGGAUAUUUGGGGCAAAAAGGAUUCCCCAAACUUUUUGUUUCCCUUCGCCGCCUUUUCCGAAGGGUGGAUAGCCAAAGCAGUGGUGGAGGUCGCAGAAUUAUGGUGCAUCUUUUUAGAAAAAAACCUUCCCCCCCCCCCGGGAGGUUCUUGGCAUGAAUGCAAGGGUGAAAAGUGCUUGGUUUCCCUGCACAGUGCAGGGCCAUCAACUGGCCUUAAAUUAUGUAAGGCACUUCUGAAGGUUACUGCUGCUUAUUACUGUUUUGUAGGCACUGCUUGCAGAAAGAUAUCCCAAUCCUUUGGCAGCUGUUGCUUCCCUCUUCAUCUGUUUUGAUGAUGGUAUCCAUGGGGGUGUACUCCGAGCAUCAUCUUACAAAUCCCCCCCCCCACUUGUCUAUUUGUUGAACAUUACCUGCUUUGGCAGAGGGAAAACGUUGCUUCCUUUUGCGCCCUUGCAUUGGUGUGUUGGUAAAGUUGGUACAGCAACUGUUUUACAUUAGCACAGUUUCCAAACUCAUUUUAUGAACCCCUUUCUUGGCAUCUUCUUGGACCACUUAAACUUCUCAUUCUACUAAUCAAAAGUACCUUUGCAACUCAUUAUAUUAAUUGUGAUCUUGUUGUUCAGUGUGGUGGGUGCAAAUGUUUUCUGAGCAAACGUCAGGCGUAAUCUUUGUAAGCUUUAGCCUUGGGUUGGGUUCAGCAGUCAUCUUAUUUUUGUAUUUGGAUUUGAGGGUGGCAAGUGAUGAAAAUCCCAUCUUGUACAGGGACGUGAAAAGCAAAGCAUUCUUUCCCAUUGUCAUCAAAACCAGCGCUGAAUUAUGAGAACCAUGGAGCCUGGCCUAGGGGCUUGUUAACCUUUUGAUAAUUCAGUCCUCCAUCAUCACGCUGAGGAAAAUAAGUGCAGCCUUUUCACAGGCCACAGUUUAAAAACCUUUGCCAUAGUUGAUGUCAUUUCUAUUUCCACUGUAUGUGUUUUUCUUUCUUGCAUACUGGGGCACGUGACUUGCUGUAAGAGCAAGCUGCAGUAAAGAAGUGUAGUUGAGAUCAUAGGAUCAUAGCAUUGUAGUGUUCGAAGGGACCCCGAGGGUCAUCCAGUCCAACCCCCUGCAAUGCAGGAAUCUCAGCUAAGGCAUCCCUGACAGAGGGCCAUCCAGCCUCUGCUUAAAUACCUCCAAGCAUCUAGCCAAAGUGAAGGUGGCAAAUCUACAUAUUAAACUUGUGUAGAUCAUUUAGAAGCAGUUGUUUCUGAAUAAACUAUUAGGUUAAAUGGGGCUUUCUCCACGAAUGUGUACAUAGCCUUAGGUCCCCCUUACUAAUUUCAGCAGAGCUUAACAAAUGCUUAACUCCUUUCCCUCCUUUCUUGCACAAAAUCAUUAGGACUUGAAAAUAUUUUUCUGUGGUUGGAUUGUCCUCUUAUCUAUCUUUCUGAUGUUGAAUCAUUGGCCGAUUUGGAGUUUUACAUGAAGUUUUAAGGCAUAAUAAUAUCAGAUUCCUGAUGCAGCAGUUGGCUGCGCUUGCCCAUCCAGCUUCAGGAUGGUCUGUUUCUUGAUUGCUUAGGUUGGGAAAUGUCAGUUGGUGUCUAACUGCAGUAGUGAGUAAAGACUGGUAGUACCAGUUUCCAAACUUUCUAACUUCAAGGAAGGUUUUCUCGUCUGCUAUGGAAUCCCCGAGUGUUGCAGAGGAUUCUGGGAAGUAAUCUAGGGAUAUCCUAUUCAUGGAGAUGAUCCGGUAGACAUUGUUUAAACAUUUGAUGCCACACUAGAUGGUGUACAAACACCCCACAGAUUCCCAAUUCCCUUAAUUUCGUACGGUUGGAGUGCCACUGAGAAGAAAGAAGGAACUUUGCAUAAUUAAGAAAGUCUCUGAGGCUCCCUUGUGCUGGUCACCAGUGGUCCCAGUCCUGAAAAAUGGGAAAAUAGGGAUCUGUGUAAAUCUUUAAAGCAGUUGGAGAAAAACAUGUACUCCCAAAACUAGAGAGUCUCCUUCCAAAAGUGACAGGAUUCCAAAUUUUAGUUUUCCAAAUUGCCACAAACAGUUAUUGAGAUACUCAGUUGACUGUAGUCUCCUUUUGGAAGAUUCUUUUUUCAGCUUUUGGAUGCUUGGAAUUAUGAGUGUUUAUAAGAUGUUCUAAAGGAAGAAGACAAAACAAUUUAAACACAAAAGGAACCUCUGCCUUCAUGGACUACAUUCAAAUGCAUAUCCCAUUAUAGCAAAGUACUGGCCGUCAUCUUCAAUAGGAUCCAUGAAUCUGGACUUGAGAAUAGAUGCCGUUUGCGUUCCGCUCCAGAAUUUCUACUGAAGCAGAAAACCUCCAUACACAUAUCUGAAAGGAAUAUUUUGUUAGUCUUUAGACAUGCAGAAAGAACGCUGUUCAAAUACCUGCCUAGCCUACCUGCUUUCUAAAGGGAAAAGGUUUGGACCAACUAUCAUCAUGACAGCAAGUAUUCUAAUGAAAGUGGCCUCAGAUCAGGAUGGUGUAACUUAGCAGUGCGCUGGAGAUUACUACUAAGUCCUUUGCUGACAGCAGACUGUGAGUGAACUGGAAAAUCUAAUAACAAAAAGCAACUGUAUUGUUGUACCGUGGGGCGAGGGAAGUGAUGGAAAAACUGGCCUUCCAGACAUUAGACUACAGCUCCCAUUGUCCCUGACCAUUCGCCAUGGGAGCUGGAGCUCUGACAGCCUCUGAGGGGCUGCAGAUUCCUUAGGCCUGGUUCAUGUACAAGAUAUAUUGGUUUUAUCUGCUACACCCUUAUUACACAGUGGUCUGUCUGAUUCCUGCAGGACAGAAGCCACUGUCCCUGACCUUAACUUAUCAUGGUUUGUUCAGUGUGAAACAAACCACAAUUCCUGGUUUGCGUGCAAUGCUAAACCAGGGUUUGUGGCUUCUUAUCUCCCAAAUGGAGUGGGCAGGAGUGAAGCAAGUGUGGUUGAUUUGUGCACAUUAAUCCACGUUGUAUGGCAUAACCUGGCAUGUGAAUGCGACCACUCUAAUGGGGAACUGGAUUUGCCACUUGCUCAUGUUUAUACCUUGAUAAACAGAUUUCUUGACGCAGAUGGUGGCAGCUGAAUGGGAGUGUCUUAUAAGAGAGGAAAUGGUUGCACUUCAAAGACAAUGAGAUAUGGCUUAUCUCCACAUCUACAUAAAAAGCAAAGAGCAUAAAAACUGAGGAUAUCCGAAUAACAGUAGUUUUGGUUAGGAAAAAGAUGAAUUUAUUAGUUGCUUUUUGGAGUGAUGUACAAAAAAAUGAACAUUGAAAGCAAUGAUAAAACAACGUAAAAUACACAGUAGUAUUUAAAAUAAGGUUACCAAUGAAUCUGGGGACACUUUUCAACUGGUAACCUUAAUUUAAAAACGUGGGUGGUGCUGUGGUCUAAACCACAGAGCCUCUUGGGCUUGCCGAUCAAAAGGUCGGUGGUUCGAUUCCCCAUGACUGGGUGAGCUUCCAUUGCUUGGUCCCUGCUCCUGCCAACCUAGCAGUUCGAAAGCAUGUCAAAGUGCAAGUAGAUAAAUAGGUACCACUCCAGCGGGAAGGUAAAUGGCGUUUCCGUGCGCUGCUCUGGUUUUGCCAGAAGAGGCUUAGUCAUGCUGGCCACAUGACCUGGAAAAACUGUCUGCGGACAAAUGUCAACUCCCUUGGCCAGUAAAGCGAGAUGAGCGCCACAACCCCAGAGUCGUUCGCGACUGGACUUAACUGUCAGGGGUCCUUUACCUUUACCAACUGUGCCCACCCUGUGAAAAGAUUAUUUUUAAAAAUGUAAUAAGCAAAAAGAUAUUAUUUAUUGGCUGUGAUUUUUUAAAUGUGUUUUUUCUCAAAGGGGAAUCCUGAAGCUAUCAGAAUUGCUUCAGAUUGAAUAAAUAGAGCAGUGCUUAAUAAAUCCCCCCCUUUCCUCCCAACUGCUUACUUUGGUUCAUAUCUCGAUCUCUAUCUGUAGCUCAGAGCUUAACUGUGCAAGUGGCAAAACCAUAGUUCUAUUCAGGAGAGAGUUCUAGGUUGAGUAUUGAGGUUUUAAAUGACAAUGAGGUGUCUAGCAGAGGCAAGGAGCCUCUGGAACGCAGGCUGGGUUAGGUGUGCCUGCCCCACCCAAUAGGCCCACAAGGUCAAGCCAGCCCCACCUGGCUUCCUCCUGAUGUUCUAUAUAGGAUGUCAGCUGUGGGGCAGGUAAAGGCGGAGCUUGGGCAAAAGGACUCUGGAGGCACUGCCAAUCCUGCUCCGCUCCCAAGUUGGGAACAGGGCCGGAUUUAGGUUUGAUGAGGUCCUAAACUACUGAAGGUGAUGGGGCCCUUUAUAUAGCAGGCGGGGGCCAUUACUUACAUCAUAGGAGCCUACACAACACAAAACACUGUUGUUGUAGGUAGGUUUUGUUUUAUUUGUUUUUUUAUCUUAAAUUUUCGAAAUGUACAUCCAGUUUUUUCCCCUUUAAUUUUUUUUGGGGGGCCCAAGGGAGUGGGGCCCUAAGCUAUAGCUUUUUAUCUUAUACAUAAAUCUGGCACUGGUUGGGAAGCAGCUGCAAAGGCUCCCUUGUUUCUGAUAGCUGCCCUCCAACUUACACUGGGAGAUAGGGGUUGGAGCGCCCCAUCUUGUAUUACAUUUCCUGCUUUCUAGGACACUUCAAUAGGACUAAUAUGUUCCACCUAAUAUCAGCAGAAUUGGGGAAGGCUGUCAAAAAGCUCUGCCCCUUGGAGCCCAUCAGCCUUUUUCAGAAGGCUAUUCUAGAGUCUUGUAUUGAAAAUGAAAGGAAUCAUUGCUGUGGCUCAGGGAAAGUAUUUUGUGGCAUUCCCCACCUUCUCCCCACCCCCUGUAGGCUCUUCAUCAACCUGUAUGAGCGGUCCAUCCUUUCUUUUACCCUCCCUCCCAUAUUUAUGUUGUUAUUUUAAGGGUAGAACUAAAAACAAUAUCUGAAAACCCAAGACAUCCGGUCAAGAUGUCUUGCAUGUGUACUUGUUUUUAAUAUUGAAUUUUUCCUCCUGGAAUGAGAAAGUGACAUAUGUCAGCCUUUUGCUGCACAGGCUGUAGUUGAGAUACUUAAGUACCUUGCUAAAAAUAGUGCAUCUAUUUUAGACAAGUGCCCAGUUAGGAGAGGAUAACUUGUGGCUUGCCAGCCUGUAAUCUGAAGGCACAGGCUGGUAUUAAACAGAAUGGAAACAAACAUUUUAUUGUAAUUAUGCCUCUGCCGGUUUUAACAAUUAGCUCUGAUAUAAAUCAGCUCGCAUCUCUUAGAAGUUGCUUUAGCGAUCCAGAAUUCCUAUGCUGCCUCUUUUUAAAAGGGAGUCUUUUAGUAUCAGUGCUUCAGUUCAGACUUGCUUACUUUCAGUUUUUAAAAGAAAUUAAUUUAUGGUUUUACAAUCUGUUUCCCAACCAAUAACAAAAGAGGAAUUAAAACAGAGUGAAACGGGUCCAGAAACAGUUCAUGUAGAGGCAGGAAGCUCAUAAUGAAGAUAAAUCAAUAGAGCAGAGCCUUGCCUCAGAGAUUUCUCUACAAGUCCCUCUACAGGUGAGCAUAUGUUCGAGGUGAUCUUCUCACCUGCUUGGUUCUCUUGCAUGUUGGAGGCCAAACAAUGGGGAACCCAUCCAAACCAAUCUUGUGCUUUCAGUAAUGUGGAACUAAAAAACCUGCUUUUUUAAAAAAAAGUUUUCCAUCAAUUAAUAAGAAAAUAAAUUGCAUUCAAAAGUUAUCAAAGGGCAGAGAGAAUUUUGAUGAAAUUCUUAUGGGUGGUUGAGCUGCUGCUGCUGCUGCUGCUUCUCCUCCUCCUCCUCCUCCUCCUCCUCCUAAUUUUUGCACUAACCUUAUUUUUAAGGUUACCAAGGGAGGCGUGAUGGUGAAUUUCCUUACUUUAAUUCUGCAGAUCAUCUCUCCAGUGGCCUGAACACUGCAGCCUUCCUGAGCCCUUGUGCUUCAGUUUGAAGCCAUGUGGAAAGUAUCAUGAGCUCCUCCCAUGGGGCUUUUUCAGAUUGGGAAAUAUGGGCAGCCCAGAAAGGCUGCACAGAGCUGGCGUAAAGUUUAUUUGAAAGAAAAACUCUGCAAUGUUCAGGAAAGCUCAAGCCCACACUCAUCAAAUUCUACAGAAAUUCUUAAGUGCUCUGAGAAUGAGGGAGGAAAAACCAGAAGCCUCUUUCACAAGGGAAUAAAACAUUUGAGGAAUUGGGAGCACACAUUUUGACAUGGCACAAAUGUUCAGUAGCAUAAUAGUUUCUAAUUUGUUCAACAGGAGUUGACAAACUUGGUGCCAGGUGUGUUUUCUGGCACCUGCAGGCCCCGCCUCCCAAAAUUAGAGUUGAGAUAAGCCAAUAGAAUUGUAGCAAAUAGACUCGAUUGUGGUGUGUUUUUGAGGUGCCCACAACAGUUUCUGUAGUUCACAAAUGUGCCCACGGGCCCAAAAAGGUUGGCAACCGCUGCACAACCAUUUGAUUGUUCUCUCUGGAAUAAGUUCUGACUGGCUCAGAGUUGGCGGGAGAUCUGAUGCUUGGCUCAAAGAGGAAUAAAGAGAUCUACUUAUUUCUUAAUGUUUGUGGUACCUGGUGGACUAAUCUCAUUCUCUCCUUGAAUUAGGCGAGGAAUGCUAGUGCCCAGCUGUAGCAUCUUCAGUGUUCUAUACUGAAAUACAAAACUUGUUAUGUUUUGUUUAUGGUGAAAGACAAAUUUGAACAUUAAUUUGCCCUGCUUUGGGACGCCAUAGAUUUGCCCCCAGGAACAUGAUUUAUGUGAACCUGAACCAAUUUAAUAUGAGAAUAAGUUGAAGUGUCAAUUGGUUCCAGAUUUGGUGGCAUGAACAAAAUCUGUGUAGAAACGCCAGGUGUGUGUGCAUUUGUGAUAUGUACUCUCUCUAGCCAAGUGAUCUACCCUGCAGCUCAUGUGAUUGGAGAGAUCGGAGAUCAGGCUUGACAUUUGAUUUGUCAAAUGGUACUCAAAUUAUCUGAAGCAUUCAUUUUUAUUAGAACACAGUACCUAUAUUAAUUACAAAAUCUACUCAGAAGCAGUGAUUCCUGUUCAUCCCAGAAGCUCCAUGCCAAAUCACACGAAGACUCUUCAUUUUUCUUCCCACAGUAGAAAAAUCUUGGGAGUUCAGUCCUGAUUUCCUAGUCAGUUGUGAUCUGUAUUCUGCCUCUUCAUAACAAAAGUUCUGGGGCCUUCAGGGCUGAGAACCCUGAGCACGUGCAGAAUAUGGCUGGGCAAUAUAUUGAUAUAUCAUCCAAAACCAGUUUGAAGUCUAUACCGUGAUAUCAGCUUCAUAAUUUUUGACCUGGGAAUAUAUUGUGAAUCAUGAUGUGUGUGUGUGUGUGUGUCUGUGUGCGUGCGGUAUGCAAAAAUCACAAUGUGAGAAAAACUGAAGCCAGCCAAUUCUUCUAUAUUGCUUCAUCCUUAUUUCAGACAUAGUGAUACAUCGGUAAGGUGGUACCUCGGGUUACAUACGCUUCAGGUUACAGACUCCGCUAACCCAGAAAUAGUGCUUCAGGUUAAGAACUUUGCUUCAGGAUGAGAACAGAAAUCGUGCUCCGGCGGCACGGCAGCAGCAGGAGGCCCCAUUAGCUAAAGUGGUGCUUCAGGUUAAGAACAGUUUCAGGUUAAGUACAGACCUCCGGAACGAAUUAAGUACUUAACCUGAGGUACCACUGUAUAUUGCAGUGUUUAGCUGGUGAUAUAUCACUAUGCUGAAAACCAGCUAUCUCAGUCCUAGUACAGAAUGUUCCCUUUGAAGCAAGUGACUGCAUUUUCUGUGCCUUGCCCUCCCCUCGGCCUCGGUCUGUCUGUCUGUCUGUCUGUCUGUCUGUCUAUCUAUCUAUCUAUCUAUCUAUCUAAGGUGUAAGUGCCCUGCACAGGUUUUCCUGCAGGGCCGAUAAGUUAAGUGCUUGCAGGCUGAAUGAGAGAUGUGUGGAUUUCAUUUGAAGCUUGUUGCCACAUCAGCAUGUCUGCAGGAAAUCAACGCACAUGCCUCGCAAGUUCUGCAUCCUGCAAAAUGAUGCCACCAUCCUACAUGUUUUUUGUAUAUAUAUCGUGCAGCUAUAUGGAGUAGCACUGUUUGCAUUCUCAGCAGAAAGAUUUUCCAUCCCGCACCUGCAUUGCAUGACUAAGUCUCCCACCACUUCCUUAGGGUGACCUUGUGUGCAUGUUAACACCAAACCCAGCUCUGUUGGAACAUUUAUUUCUUUUGACUUGGUUCCCUAAUUCUGACAACUGGCCCAAGAGGAAAGGUUUGUAUCCAGGGCAUUUCUUACUCAGAGUAGACCCAUUAUGGUUGAUGGACUUGGCUAACUUAGGUUCAUUGAUUUCUACUUGGGGUAGAACAACGCAAUUUUGUGACUGGUUGGUAACUCCAGCUAACUGUGAUAAAUACUUUGUGUGUUUUUUCCAGAGGUGUGUCCUCUUAAGGGUUUCCUUCAGAAAUGAAUGUUUUAAAUUAUGGUUGCAAACCCUCUAGUUAUAAUUUCAUUGUUUUACCUUUCUUCGUAAACCACUUUGAGGUAUUUUCCUGCAAUCCAGUGGUGGUGCACAAAGUUUAUGAAAUAAAAAAGGGCCAGUUAGGGAGAGUUUAGGGCACCUGGCCUACCCGGCAGCGAAGCCAGGAGAUUUCUUGGCAGAGCGUAGCAGGGAUGCCUGCUUCUGACCCUGCAGGGCUGUGGAGCAGAGGGACCUUACUCCUGGCCUUGCCGCAAGAGAGCACCAUGAUUCGUUGUAAAGAUGGGUCACCCCUUAAGGGUGCUCCAGUUCCUUCCUGGCCAGAUAGGCAGCCAUCUUGGCAGGUGCAUCAGUGAUGGCAGGGAGUGAGGAUGGAGGUGGCCUAAGCUUAACUUUUUAAAACGAAGGGCGAAACAUUUCACGGGUUGGCGGUUGUCAGAACGCAUCGGGCUCCAGGCAGCGUUGCAGAGCCACGUGAAAGUGUUCCCUUCCCAGGAGCUGCCAGGGCUGGGGGCAGAAGCCCACAGGCCUGUAUCCUGCUUCCAUGCGGACAAAACUGUGAAGCUAUGCUAGUCAGCGUGUUCCCUGAGGUUUUGCCGGGCUCUGGAGAGAUGCCACCUAGAUUUGCUGGGGCUGACAGGAGUUUGUUAUAGGGAGCAGACGGUUUCCCUUGCUAGAACAUCUCCCCUGACUGACUGUUUCCAGGGGAAAUUCAGGCGCUAGUUAUAACCCACAAAGCUCUACGAGGCUUAGGUCCAAGAUGUCUGAAGGACUGUGUCCCCCUAUAUGCACAUGCCCAGGUUUUGAGAUCUUCAGGGGAGGUCCGUCUCUCGGGGUCCCCCCCCCCAAUCCACACUUGGUGGGGAUGAAGGACAGGGUCUUCUUGGAGGCUGCUCCCAGACUUUGGAACUCCCUCUCUAGAGAAGCCACACUGGCUCCUUCCUUGUUGUCUCCUUGUUCCAACAUGCUUUGGGGAACUGACUGCUUUGAAUGAGGGAGCUGGUACCAUGCUGUUUUUAUUGUAUUUAUGUUUUUAAUACAUCUUUUAUAUUUAUAGAGAGAGAAGCAUAGAAUAGUAGAAUUGCAAGGGAUCCACAAGGGCCAUCUAGCUCAAUGUGGGCUUGAACGCAUGACCCUUUCUCAUGCUUUACCAAGGGAGCUACAUGCAGUUUAAUUCUAUUAAUAUUUAUUUGUUUUACAGUUAUUGUCGUUCUCUCUCCCCCCCGCCCAAUGUUUUUAACAGUUCCUGUUUUAUCUGUGAACCGUCUUAAGUCAGGGGGGAAAGGUGGGAUAUAGAUAGAUAGAUAGAUGGAGGCACUGAUUUUGCCCAUUGCGUCUAUUACCUUGUUUACAGAAAGUAGCUUUUGUGCACACCACUCAGUAGCUGCUCUAGGACAGAAGGUGUGGGCAACACUACUGUUAGCUGCAGUCCCCUCUAGUGCUCCCCUUGGCUGUAUCUUGGGACCCAGUGGGUGCUGCGCCUAGUUCUGCCGUGCUGGUGAAACUAAUAAUAAUAAUAAUAAUAAUAAUAAUAAUAAUAAUAAUUUAUUAUUUGUACCCCGCCCAUCAAAACAUAAUUCAAAACCCUUUUGAAUUAUGGUGCUGGAGGAGACCCUUGAGAGUCCCAUGAACUGCAAGAAGAUCAAACCUCUCCAUUCUGAAAGAAAUCAGCCCUGAGUGCUCACUGGAAGGACAGAUUGUGAAGCUGAGGCGCCAAUACUUUGGCCACCUCAUGAGAAGAGAAGACUCCCUGGAAAAGACCCUGAGGUUGGGAAAGAUGGAGGGCACAAGGAGAAGGGGGCGACAGAGGACGCGAUGGUGGGACAGUGUUCUCGAAGCUACCAGCAUGAGUUUGACCAAACUGCGGGAGGCAGUGGAAGACAGAAGUGCCUGGCGUGCUCUGGUCCAUGGGGUCACGAAGAGUCGGACACAACUAAACGACUAAACAACAACAACCCGGCCCAUCUGACUGGGUUUCCCCAGCCACUCUGGGCGGCUUCCAACAAAAAUUAAAAAUACAUUAAAAUGUCACACAUUAAAAACUUCCCAGAACAGAGCUGCCUUCAGAUGUCUUCUGAAAGUCAGGUAGUUGUUUAUCUCUUUAACAUCUGAUGGGAGGGCAUUCCACAGGGCAGGCGCCACUACCAAGAAGGCCCUCUGCCUGGUUCCCUGUAGCUUUGCUUCUCGCAAUGAGGGAACUGCCAGAAGGCCCUCGGCGCUGGACCUCAGUGUCUGGGCAGAACGAUGGGGGUGGAGACGCUCCUUCAGGUAUACUGGGCUGAGGCCGUUUAGGGCUUUAAAGGUCAGCACCAACACUUUGAAUUGUGCUCGGAAACGUACUGGGAGCCAAUGUAGGUCUUUCAAGACCGGUGUUAUGCAGUCUUGGCGGCCGCCCCCAGUCACCAGUCUAGCUGCUGCAUUCUGGAUUAGUUAUAGUUUCCGGGUCACCUUCAAAGGUAGCCCCACGUAGAGCGCAUUGCAGUGGUCCAAGUGGGAGAUAACUAGAGCAUGCACCACGAAGGAGUUGUGGGCCUGAUUGGCACUUCGGUAGUGAGAGAUGGGAAGGGUUGAGUUCUGCUGCUUCAAAGGCCCAGCAACCAGUGGCCAACCAGAUGCCCAUGAGAAGCCCAUGCUUCCCUCCUGCUAUUGUUCCCCAGCACCUGGCUUUCAGAAGUCUGCUGCCUCUGCUGCUGGAGGUUGCCUGCAGUUGUCAUAACUACAAGCAAGCCACGAUGGUCCUCUAUCAUCCAUUUUGGUGACCAUCUCUGCAUCUUUGUGAGAAUGAUUUUUUUUUUUAAAAAAUGAUAUUUAUUGAAAUUUUUUUAGAAUUACAGAAAAAAACACAGCAGAAAAAGAGAGAAAAAAAAGAAAACAAAGAGAAAACAAACCACAUCAAACAAUGUAAAUUCAGAAAAAACAAAAAUACACCACAAACAGAUAAAAACAAAUCCAUCAUUCUCAAAUCCUCAACUUUCAUUACCUUCUUUCUUUGACCUCCUCCUCCUCCUCCCUUUUUUUGUAUCCUAGUUAUUAAUUAUCGCAGCAAAUCCUUUCCAUGUUUCAUAAUAUUCUGUCAUUACAUUACCUUAAUCUAUUUUCAUCUUAUCUUAUAGAAAACCUUAAAACUUAAAACUUAACUCUUAUUUUUACCAACUUCUCAUAGCCGUAAUAUUCUUACCUAAUUCUUUAGACAUUUUUGCUAGAGCCAAGUAAUUUCGUUCCAACAUUUUUCUAACAUUCAUCAAUUUUAUAAAACAAUCCUAGUAAUAAAAAGAAAUAAAUAAAAACAAUCCAAUCUUCAUCCAGUGUCCCUUCCUCCUGGUCCCGGGUUUUGUCAGUCCUCUUUAUCCCAUUGAUCUAGCGCAUUAACCUGGUAACCUUAUAUCCGAGGCCCUUAAGUCUCUUCCAUGUCCCUUCCGCAGCUCUUCUUCAUAUUCUCCUUUCACACAUGGGAACUCCAGCUUGGUAAUGUUUUUGACCCUUUUCAACAAAUCAGCCCCUUUUCCAAAGUCCAGAGAAUGAAUUCCAUAGUUCUGUUUAUAUUCCACCAUUUGCUUUCAGUGGAUGACUCCAGGUCCUAGUACAGUGGUAUCUUGGGUUUCAUAUGCUUCAGGUUACAUAUGCUUCAGGUUACAUACUCCGCUAACCCAGAAAUAGUGCUUAAGGUUAAGAACUUUGCUUCAGGAUGAGAACAGAAAUCGUGCUCCGGCGGCGUGGCAGCAGCAGGAGGCCCCAUUAGCUAAAGUGGUGCUUCAGGUUAAGAACAGCUUCAGGUUAAGUACGGACCUCCGGAACGAAUUAAGUACUUAACCAGAGGUACCACUGUAUUACGAAAGAGGAACAAACUUAUCUGUGUGCACUUUCCCCACAACAUGCAUUAUUGUAUACACUUCUCACCGGUGCUAGAAACGGGGGCUGGAUUCUAGACACAUCAAAGAAGCGUUUCAGUUUAAAGCAAUGUAAGUUUAAACAGGGAAAACAGUUAGAGAAAAAUGGGACUCCACUUCGCCAUCUGGUGGCACAAUGUUGUAUUGCACAUACGGUGCAUAUAAAUCGCUUUUUUUUUUACCAGUCUAGCUGAGUCCCAAGAUAGAAAAGCUAGGAACCAAAUUGUUCCUGGGACCUGGGUUGUGGGCGCUAAAACAAUUGUCUAGUCGCCAUUGGUAUGUGUGCAGGCUCGGCAAUUAUUCAAAAUAUUAUUUUGAUAAGCAUGAAGUAAUACACAAUUGACACAUUGUUAAUAUCACAUUUUUAACAGAAAUUGUUAAUACAGUGGUACCUCGGCUUACAGACGCUUCAGGUUACAGACUCCGCUAACCCAGAAAUACUACCUCAGGUUAAGAACUUUGCAUCAGGAUGAGAACAGAAAUCGUGCGGUGGCGGCGGGAGGCCCCAUUACCUAAAGUGGUGCUUCAGGUUAAGAACAGUUUCAGGUUAAGAACAGACCGAACGAAUUAAAUUCUUAACCUGAGGUACCACUGUACAUGUUUAUUUUGGUGUUUAUAAUAAAAAUAUUGGUACCAUACUUCAGUUUUCAAAACACUCUACUGUUUAUUGUCAAACUCCUUAACAUAUUGUCUGUCUUUUUCAGCCGGGGGCCGGUCCACUGUCCCUCAGACCUUGUGGGGGACCGGACUAUAUUUUGAAGAAAAAAAUAAACGAAUUCCUAUGCCCCACAAAUAACUCAGAGAUGCAUUUUAAAUAAAAGGACACUUUCUAUUCAUGUAAAAACACACUGAUUCCCAGACCGUUGGCAGGCUGGAUCUGGUCCCCAGGCCUUAGUUUGCCUACCCAUGCCUUAGCAUAUACUUUUUUUUAAAAAAAUUAUUUUUUAUUAACCGGCCAAUCAAAUCAAAUCAAAUCACAUCACAUUAAUUCCGAAUUACAAAGCCGAAUUUUAAAUUUUGUUGAGGGGACCCAUAUUUCAAGAUCCGAAGGGGGAUUCUGAUCAUCUUCUUGCUACUGCGUUAAUGUUCAAAUCAGUCCAAACAAAGUUCAUAAUUCUAUCCAGUCUUAUCUUGCAGUUUCCACAUCACAACUUGUUCAUAUAUUUUCUCUUUUUUCUUUAUGAUCUCUUUUGAUAGUCUCCUUAAGACGAUAAACACCAAUAAUAAUCCUGUGUGAAUUUUUCCGUUCUUCCAAUCCUCAAAUCGAGAUGGUUUCCAUAUAUCAUUGCCUUCAUAGAUAACAUCGCUCUUUCCAUCAUUAAUCACAGAACUGUCGCUCUUAAGUCCCUCUGAGGAGUUUCACCCACAAUAUAAAAACAGCUCUAUUUCUCUAUUUCUCCUCUCAGACUUAAGUCCUCCGACAGAACUUCCCAAUAUGGCGACGGCACUUUUAACUGCGUCAUUCCAAAGCCCUUAUACAUUCCACGCUCUUCUUAAAACAUGCUUUGGUUCGAAAGUUUAACUCCACGCAGCCUUAAAUCCACAGCUUAAGUCCUUAAAACGACAUUUCUGACGUGUGGGGGGGGGGGAUUCUUGUUUAAUCACAUAAAAGAAAGAAAGUUUUUUCCCCCUCCGCCAUCAGUCCCUUUGCCAUACCGAGUCUUGGCGUAUCUUCUCAUGAUUUAUACUUGUUCCUCCGACUCGUCUUGUUUUAUCAGAGAUCUCUUCUGUUAGCAGUCUUUACUCCCCCUCCUUCCUUGAAAUAUGUGCAUUCGCUUCAUCCAAAUUGUUUCUUUUGAAGUUCUUGCAGCUAGUGGCGCGGAUCAGAGACGGCGUCCAGGAGCGCCGAAAUCCCACAGGAGGGCAUUGUGCCUAGUGCCCCCAUCCCCACAAAUUCGGGGGUGGUAUAGGGCACAGCAGGCAGGGGCAGUCCCAUCCCACAAUCCUGGGGGGGGGUAGGGAGGCUGUUUACUCCCAUCACAGCCUCCAAAUUACCUCGUGUGGGUCGGAGAGAUGUUAUUGUCAGCCAUCUUCUGAUGCGCCCCUAGUGGCCCCUCCUGCCUUAGCACAUACUUUGAGGCUUCAAAGCACAUACAUUUCAGUAAUCCUUGAAUGUCAGCCAGGCACCAAAAAAUGGCACCCAGACUUUUUGAGGUGCUCGCAAGUGGAGAAUCUGUAGGCUCAAAAUGCCCCUGGCGCCCCGCUAAUUUUGAACCCUGCCCAUAGCUAAAUGAUGAACCCUAGCAGGGACCACAGUGUUAUUUAUUAUUUUAUUUAUUGCACCAUUAAAUUACAUGGAGCAUUUAAUCAAUGAAAUUAAAGCAUUCGUGACCAAAUCGGCAGUAAUUAAUUUCUUUUGAGCAGUAAGGUUUAGACAAGUAGCGUAGCUGUUGCGGUAAAGUGAUUUUUUCCGGAGGGAGGGUGCCAGUGGGACGCAUGGGACCCUAAGUGUUCCUCUCUCUGUCUUGCAUGCCUGCUCUCCUUCCAGCAGAACUCUUGGCCCUGGAUCUGCGGAUUUGCCUUGCGCUGAGUUGAGAGCAUUGGUGGAACAGCCAAAUACGGCCUCCUUUGGCAGCAACAACACUCCAGAGUCUUGAGCACAGGCUGUUCUGCAACUUGAGAUCUUUAACAGGAAACGUCAGGGAUUGAACCUGGGAUUUUCUGUUGACAAAACUUGUGCUUUAUCGUUGCGCCAUGGGCCUUUCCCUCAACCACGCGUGGCAAAUGGCCUUGCCUUCUCCACAGUCACUGGGAAAUAUCUGCUACUUUCUCCCCCGUUUGGCCAGUGACAUGGGGUGGUUUAUCUGCAGCCCUAAAUAGAUCUGAUCAAGCAUGUUUGACAUAAUGACUCGUCAAAGUUUUGUUUAACAAACACGAGCCAUUACUUGCUGUAUAAAUAUCUCAGAAGUUUUCUGGUAGCCCAAAGUAGGAGGAAUGAAACGUUUGGUAAAGGGGAAACACUCAAAAUGUACUUAGCAGGGUUUAAAUGUUUAUAUUCAAAUUCAAAGCUGUACUUGGAAAUUAUUUUUAUUGACUUACCUGUAUUGACAUACAGUGUAAGUCUACAAUAGAGUUGCAUAUGCAAUAACAGACAGAUCUCUGCUCCUAGGAAUUUUUGAUCUGUAGUUGUUGGUCAGGGAAGCGUAGUGAAGGAGGGAAAGGCAUGCCUUGCAAAGUGCAUGAAUAAGAGCAAAGGGACUUAAAUUUGGUUAUCGUGGGAAAUGGGAAUUAAGCAUUGAAAAUGGAAUGGAUAGCCUAAUGGACUUGAAAUGUAUUAACAUGCUCAGUGGCAUAUAAUUCCUUUACACUUAAGGGUGGGUAAUGAAGGUUUUGCAAAUGUGUACCAUGCUACUUUUAGCACACCUGAAGAGCAGUGUACAUAAAAAAUUAUACGUGCUUCCAAGUAGUCACCAGAAAACUUAACCACGUUGCAUUCUCUAGUAUUCAUCCUCGUAGUGCAAUCUGAGUACUAUUGUGUUCUGAUUUGUAUGAAAGCAAUCUAUUUCUGAAUUUUCUCAGAAAAAUAAUAAUAAUAGUGAAAAGAUUUCCAGCACACAUCGCUUGGUGUUGGACGGGGGAAGAGCAGUAUUAUCUGAUCUUGGUCAGCGUUCGAAAUUCACCCGUCGCCAUUGGCUCUCUGCGACUCGGGAGCACCCCCUUGUGACCAAGUCAAGAUUUCCAGUCAUGUGGUUUGCGACCAAAAUCUCCUUUCCCUGGGCAGGAGAGGGCGGGGCAGCCUUUUGAUGCGCUGAGUCAGAGGGAACAUUUUUCAUUGUUGUACAAUUUGCAUAAGUAAGCAAACUCUGAAGAAGGGGCAGAAAGGGAGAUCUGGCUGAUUUUCACCCCUCCCCUUAAAUCUCACACUUUGCAGAUAGAAACGGCAUUGUGGUUUGCAAACAAAUAGAUUGCUUCUCUCUUGCAGGGUGGGGAUGGGGAUCAGGAAGAGAUCCGGCUGAUUUUCACCCCUUUCCUUCAGUUUUUCUGUGAGACACGUUGAGGUUUGCAAACAAACGCAAGCUGCAAACUGUUCAAUCAAUUUAUUGCUUGUGGGGCUUCUCCAAAGUGGAACGGCUCAGGCAGUAAAGAAGUCCCACUUUUUUUGCUUUGCCUCUCAUUUCUUCUCAUAAUAAUAUGUUUGCUGGCUUGCUUGGAAGAAUAAAGGUUUGUCCCCUUUAUUUGGAUUUUGCUGUAUCGUUUUUUCUAGGAAUGGAGGUUGAGUGAGUGAGAUGUACUGGAUGUGUGUGGUCUGUUUUUUCAACCCAGUCUGCGGCACGAGACACAGCAUCUUUCUAGACCUUUUUGGAGAUGAGUUAGCAAAGUCUGCUGAUGACACCAAAUUGUUCAGAGUAGUUUUUAACUAAGAGGCUGUGAGGCACUCAAAAAGGAUCUCUCAAAACUGAGUGAAUGAGCCGGACAAACGCCAGCUCCCUCGGCUUGAAAGCCAGAUGAGCUCUGUACCCCAUAGUCGCCUUUUACUGGACCUAACCUUUACCUUGGUGGUUGGAGUGUCUGUAAGACUAGAACCUGGGAGACUAGGGUUCAAAUCCCCUCUCAGCCAUGAAGUUCAGUGGGUGUUAUUGUCCUAUACAUACCUAAAUUUAAGUCCCAUUGUGCUCUCUGUAUGACGUGUUUUGCUAUGGCUGGCUCAAACUCUCCAAAUUGCAAAAAAACACAAAAAAAACAAAUAAGUUUUCUACACAAAGCUGUUCACAAAUUAUAAAGAUACAGGUUUUGGCAAACUACCCCUCUAAUUGGGUACAAGAGGUUUUUAGUUUUGCUAGAAUGAAACUGCAGUCACAUCUCUUAUAGACUGCUUUUCCACUUGAUUGCUUCUGUAUUUUAAAAGAGCUUUUGUUUUGUGCACAGCAUUUAUUCCAUCUUCAGCUAGAACCCCCACCUUGUCUUCAUUUGCUUUGUAAUCUUGUAUUUAAAAACUGUGCCUAGACACAUAGUUGUGGCGACCAUAAUUUCGGUUUAAGGUGCCAUUUGGCUCCUUGCUUUCAUAUCUCUGUUUCUAACGCUGCUCUUUGUGUUGGCCUUGAGACGGGGAGAGCAGGAUGUCCUCAUUGCCCGGCUCAGGGUUCCAAGCAGUAGUAAUCAUAUUGUGGCAGUGAUGUAAUGAGAGAAGCUUGCCAAAUCUAAACAAUUUAAAGAAUCCCCAGAUGUAAAUACUGUGCCGUCAAAGAUAGUUCAACAGAAAUUCCAAGCAAGUCGUACUUUGGCACGUCUGGAACCCUAAAGAACAUUUUUGCAAGGCGAAGAAUUCACUGGGGCUGUUUCGCUAAAAGGCUUUUGAUCCUAUAGAUAGGCAAAGUGAACCAACACCUUUGGUUGUAUGCAGGCAUCUUGGGUGUGGUUUUGGCUCUGAAUUUAGGGGUGCAAAGUUAAUGAACUUAAUUAAGUCUGUGUGCUUUAAUCAGCAGAUUAAUUGGCUAAAGUAUUAGUUUGAGGGGAAUGAGUGUUGGUGGGGCUGGGGUUUAAGGUCCCUUGAGAUUAUUUUAGUCUUUGCCCCCUUACUUCAACGGGAAAGGAAAAAGGAAAAUGUUAAAGACCAUUGCAGAGUCUGCGAGGGUUUGAUGAACUUGGAUUUUUAACAUCCUUCCGAAUAGUGCAAACCUGUUGUGCUGCAGGCCUUGGUGAAUAAAUUCCUGCUCACCUGUCCCUGAACUUCAGCAGGACAGUGCUAUAGCACAGUUGCCUUCUUGUCCCGAAUGUUGUGGGUUAGGGCCAGGUAUUCAGGAAGGUAUUCAUCUGGCACCAAAUUUGAAUGGUACAGUGCAAGGAAGGGAAGGCAAUAUACAUUCAGGUUGAGGCCACCAAUAUAUUGGUAAAUUGUCUGAAACUGUGUUGAAAUUGUCUGUGUUGGGCUUCAGAUGGCAAUGCCGGUUUCAGACAAUUUGAGCUGGUGAUACGUCAUGCCAGGCAUGCAGAUGGCAAAGCUGCAGGCAGGCAGACGGAGUCUGAGAAGGUUCUGGCACCUUCUGAGGCUCCUUCUGCCUGCCUGCACCUUUGAGGAAUUCCCCAUACCUCCUGCUCACAUGAGCCAGAGCGAUAUGGGGGCUCAUUCAGCUGAGGUGCAGGAGGCUUCUCUUAAACAAUUCUCCUCCCCCCCCCCAACAUUUCCUCUGGAAGAAGUGCCCUCUGUUUUUGGCUCCUGGGGGCAGUGAGCAUGCUAAGUCCUUGUCAGGCUGUCUUAGGUUGUCCUUUUUCUCUUUAUUAGUUUGUGAAAUAAAGACUUUUGCAUACCUGGGGAGUUCCUAUCAACUCCUAUCUGUGGUUGGCUGUGCUGUGGGAAAUUGAUCAGGUUCAAUAUUAGAAUAAGUGGGGACCUGUAACAAAACGCUCAUGGGUGUCUACAGACAAUAUGUCUGCAGAAACUAUUAGUCAGUCUGCCCCAUGCAGACCAAUGUAAGUCAACAGCAUGAAAGGAGAAGAGAAGGAGCCAACUCUCGCUCUGUUUACAGAAUCUUCCCUGCAGAUUUACCUGGAGGCAACUCCUACACAUGGUUGGCAAAUGGCUAUUUAAAAGUCUGGAUUGGGCAACAUAAACAAGAGUUCUAGCAGCUGCCUUUAUAAUCACUAUAUAGUAAUCACUAUGUUAUAAUCACUAUACAGAGGUCACUUUCAGACAUUGAGAAUUACAGUUGCGGUGUGUGUGUUUGCACGUCACCUUGCACAGUUACUGCUCAAGAAGAAAAUGGCAGGAUGGUUCUGUUGCACUCACAGGCCAUCCCAAACUAGCAUAGGCUUAGGGUUACAUAUGGGUGCUACUCCCAUGGUGCUAAGAAAGCUCGGCCACUUGUUUUCAUGUCCGCUCAUCAUACGCCUGCCUGAUGGGUUUGUUACUGAAGCUACAGAAGAUGUAUCUUGGUCACAGUCGGAGGUCCUUGGCUUGUGCUGUAGACAUAAGCCAUGGUGGGUCUCCCCAGGCUUAGGUCCCUUGAGCAAACUCUGGGCCCUGUUUUGCCCACAGCUUUUCUGCUUUAUUGUGUACUCAUUAUAUGGGUUGGUAGAGGUUUUUGCUCAAAGGAAGGUGAGGCAAGUCUCUCCCCCCCCCCCCAAGUUCAUUGUGGGUUCUCUGUUGCAUCAUAUUGUGCAUCAUAUUUAAUCUGCAGGAACCAUGAAUGACGUGCAAAUUAGAUAUCCAGAGCCUUUGCAUAGGCCACUGUGAGUGCUAUUUAAAGGAACAGCCUCUGCUUGCUAAGUGCCUUCAAUUGUAAAAAAAAAAAAAAAUCUGCAGCAAUUGGUGAUUUAUGGCCGGCUUAUUGUUUUCAAAACUUAUUCACCCUUAGAAACUGCCUUGACUAAAUUUUCAUUCUGCUGCUUGGUCAUGAUUUCCAUUUGAAGAGUUCAGUGCCUCUUUUUUUUUUAAAGGAAAAGCACAACCCUGAUUAAUGGAAUUGUCCCCUUUCAAUCUUGGGGUACAAAAUUUGACGACAGUCCUGCGUUGUGGAUUAGUCAAUAGUGAUAUAUGAGCUCUUUCUUGGCAAUAUUCUGUCAGUGUGGUAACAGAACUGUUGCUGCAACCAGGUCCCACAUUAUUUCCCAACUAUUAUGCCUCCCCCGCCAAACCCUUUCCCCAGUUCUCAUAGAUGCCCUACAUCCCCUCACCUUCGGCAAUACAGUGGUGUCUUUUUGGCCACGUGUCUCCUUUUGAGUGUCAGGGACGCGGGUGGCACUGUGGUCUAAACCACUGAGCCUAGGGCUUGCUGAUCAGAAGGUCGGCGGUUCAAAUUCCCGCAACGGGGUGAGCUCCUGUUCCUCUGUCCCAGCUCCUGCCAACCUAGCAGUUCAAAAGCACACCAGUGCAAGUAGAUAAAUGGGUACCGCUCUAGCAGAAAGGUAAACAGCGUUUCCAUGCGCUGCUCUGGUUCGCCAGAAGCGGCUUAGUCAUGCUGGCCACAUGACCAGGAAGCUGUCUGCGGACAAAUGCUGGCUCCCUCGGCCUAUAGAGUAAGAUGAACGCUGCAACCCCAGAGUCGUCCAUGACUGGACCUAACGGUCAGGGGUACCUUUACCUCCUUUUGAGUAGUCCUGAUGGAGGCACAUUAGGCAGUUUCAACUUGGAAUCCGAUUGUGUCUCUCCCACGCUGCUCUCCUCCUUGCCAGAUCCAUGCUACGUAACUGGAGAGCAAGACCUGGAUGAUGCUUCCUUUAGUAAAUCUGCCCCUAGGACUAGCCAUCGCCCCUUGGCUUUUUUGUCUGAAGGACAACCAUAUUUUUAGUCUUAACACAUUCAUGCAGAAAAGCCCUUAUCUUGUGGGGGGAGACCCUCACUUUAGCAUAGAGGUGGGAAUUCUGUCAUCUUUCCCACGGAAAUGAUCACAGUUUAUUUUGGUGCCUGUCCGAUUCAGGACACUUGGCUAGGAAAGGUCAAGAGGCAGAUUCACGGAACAAACAUCCCUGUUGUUGUUUUUUUUACAGUGGCAUAACUGUCACGGCUUUCUUCAAAGCAUUCUGGGAAUCGUAGUUGCUGAUAAUUCACUUUAAUCCCCAGAACCUUUUCAUUCUGCAGUGUAAAUAGGCCCAGUUCAUCUCUCUCUCUCUCUCUCUCUUUUUUGAAAGAUUAGUAAAGUACCUUUUGGGGAAUUUCCAUUGUGUUUUAUCUUUUUGAGAUAAUUUAAGUGUAGUAAUGCUGAAGGACAUGAAGUGUUAUCUUCAGCGCAACAGCACUAAAUAAGGCCACACAACACAAAUGCCAAAUUAGGGGCAUGAGUCUCUGGCUGUGUUGUUUGAGAAGGAUAGAAGUUGCAGACAAGAAUAGCGCAUAUGAACAGUCAUAUUCAUUUUCUCAUAUCCAAGGCAAAAUGAUGGUAGGCAAGUACCUGGCUUAGAUUUUUAGGAAUACCCAAGGCCAGAUUUGGAGAUGAAACUAAAUAAAGCGAUCUGUAUGAAAGCAGCCACAGCUGGCAUUGGGAACCUUAAAUAUGGGGAAGGGCCACCAUAUAUUGGGAGCGGAAAGUCGCAGGUUCAAUCCCUGGUGGCCUCUCCAGGCAGGCCUGGGAGAGUCGCGUGCCUGAAACCCUGGAGAACCACUACCUGCCUGAGCAGACAGUACUGAGCUGGGGGGACCAAUGGCCUGACUCUGUGAGGCUGCUUCCUGUCUUGCUAAUUUCCUGACACUUCCUCUGAGAAGGUUGCCCUAUGACAAUAAACUCUUGCAAUUACACAAUGUGGGCAUAGCAUCGUGUUCUAUUGGAAUGUACUAGCAUUAUCUUUUGGUGUUCAUUUUUAUUUCUUUAUUAUGUCUAUCUCCCGGCUUUUCCUUGGAGGAGCUCAGUAUGAUCUCAUAGGUUAGUCAUUUCCAUUUCUUUUCAAGAAAUGGAAGAGGCCAGAGCUGCAAGAGGUUGGGCAGAAAGGGAGCCCGGGCGGACGCGCCUUGACUUUCCCGUGGUCAUUGCAAACCGGCGGUUAGAGCCAAGGCCUCGCCUUGUGACCGAAUGGUGGACUUGGACCAGGAAGCGUGUGAUAGCACAAUGAAAUGGGUUACUGAAGGAAUAGACUAGGUUCUGUUUGAACUUGGGUUAAUCGUUGCCUGAUUUCUGUAAUUUUAGAAAGCUGUAUGAGGCGUUAAUGUUCAUUUCCCCCUGCAUAUUCCCUGAAGCAUUCAUCCACCAGAUCCGUAGGCUCUGCCAGAGAAAGUGGUCUCUGACUGACGAUGUCAGUGACCUCCAGCUCCUGUCCUUAGAUCUGACUUGGAACCAAGUGGCACUGAUGGAUCCGUGUCAGGAGGGUCUUGCUGGUGACACUACUUUGGGUCAAGCAACUGUGAACCUUUCAGACCCCAGUUCAGUUGUGUCUUCAAAUAGAUAGAAGUUUGGAGAGUAGAUGGUUGUCACAUGGCACAGCUGCUUCCCAAGGAUUCCUCCUGCCAGAUCCUGUCCGAAGGGACCAGUUGUUCUGAGCACUUUUGCACCAGAGGACCCUGUCCAACUGUGAUCUUGCACAGCUCACCUUGGAAGAAGAAAAGAAUUGUCAGCAGCAGUCUGGCCUGUGCAUGCAUUGUAGAAAGGCCUGGCAUGAUGCUCUCCUGCCUCUUCCUGAGAUUUUACUGCCACGUAUUUUGAUCUUUCCCAUGUUUUUCAAAUGUAUUUAUUUAUUUAUUUUUCAGUUGCCUGCAUAAGGUCGUGUAAGAAAAGUGAGGGUAACUUGUGGGCUUAAUGCAGGCACAGGCAAACUUGGCCCUCCAUAUGUUUUUGGGACUACAACUCCCAUGAUCCCUAGCUAGCAGGACCAGUGGUCAGGGAUGAUGGGAAUUGUAGUCUCAAAACAUCUGGAGGGCCGAGUUUGCCUAUGCCUGGUCGACACUGACGGGCAGAGGUUCUCCGGCGUUUCAGUCAGGCACCUCCUGCUAGUCCUGCCUGGAGAUCCUGGGGCUUUAGCCUUUGCCCUUCUGCAUGCAAAAAGCAGAUCGCCUACCGCUGAGCUGCAGGCCUUGAAGGCGUGGCCAUUUUCUGCAGCCCCGUUGCCUAAGAUCCCUUGACUGGAGAUGCGAAAGAAUUGUAGCUGGCACAUUCUGAAUGCAAAUCCUGUGCGGUGCCACAGAGUUAUGGCUCUGUCUCCUUUGACUGUUCCUUGCUUCAUCUGAGUUUGUGAGGAGAUGGGUGCUUAGGAACAGGCUGUGCUGGAGGAGAGGUUCCCUGAAAACGGUAGUUCUCUCAGUUAUUUGUUCUCAGAGGCUACAGGCCUCUUGUCUAGACCUUGAGAUGACGGCAUCGGCUCCCCUUUUAACUGUGUCAGCUUAACCAGAAGAAUGGGUUGCAAGUACAGUAUUUCAGAGGCACAUGCUGCCUUCUAGAACAUUUUCUUCUGAAACUGCGCAUUCAGGUGGCCUAUGAAAGGGCCUUCUUCGCAUACUCUUAUUGUUUUGGUGGGAAUACUCAUAUGUGACCCAGUGGGGCUGGCACUGAAGAUGGCAGUUCGUCUCUUCCUCUAAUGUUUUGGCACUCUUACCAUUGCAUGACACCAUUGUACGAAUGGGGAUACUUUCAGAAAUAGUCCUCAUUGCAUGUACAGUGGUACCUCGGGUUACAUACGCUUCAGGUUACAGACUCUGCUAACCCAGAAAUAGUGCUUCAGGUUAAGAACUUUGCUUCAGGAUGAGAACAGAAAUCGUGCUCCGGCGGCGUGGCAGCAGCAGGAGGCCCCAUUAGCUAAAGUGGUGCUUCAGGUUAAGAACAGUUUCAGGUUAAGUACGGACCUCCGGAACGAAUUAAGUACUUAACCCGAGGUACCACUGUAAUGUGUAGUUGCUCACUGAUAUUUUUUAAGGGUGGGAAGGUGCCGGUCCCCUCCUUUUUUUACUAGGCAAUCAACCCUAUGCAUGCUUGCUUCUGUCCCCACUGCAUUUAGUGGAGCUUAUGCCAAGGUUAGGAUGCGGGUGGCCCUGUGGUCUAAACCACUGAGCCUCUGGGCUUGCCAAUCAAAAGGUUGGCAGUUCGAAUCCCCACAACGGGGUGAGCUCCUGUUGCUCAGUCCCAGCUCCUGCCAACCUAGCAGUUCGAAAGCAUGCCAAAAAGUGCAGGGAGAUAAAUAGGUACCGCUCCGGUGGGAAGGUAAGCGGCGUCUCCAUGUGCUGCUCUGGUUUCGCCAGAAGUGGGUUAGUCAUGCAGGCCACAUGACCUGGAAGCUGUACGCCGGCUCCCUCGGCCAGUAAAGUGAGAUGAGCUUUACCGCAACCCCAGAGUCAUUCGUGACUGGACUUAACUGUCAGGGGUCCUUUACCUUUACCUCCUUUUUAUGCCAAGGUUAGGAUGUGUAGGAUUGCAGACAAAAUCUGCUUAUAAUUAUAAGAAAUUUGAGAAUAAUUGCAUUCAUAAGCCUUUUUCUGCAUGACUUUAUAGAAGUUUCUUUCCUAGCAGAAUUGUGAAAAGCAGUUGACCAAGAAGUGUACUCCUAAAUGGAGCUCUUUCGAGGUGAUUGUCAGCUAAACAGAGAAGCUGUGUGUUUAGUUAUUGAAUCCAGGCAGCCAGCAGACUAGGUGAUGUGCAGUAUACUGCACAUAAGCCUGUGUUUAGUGUGAACGAUAUCAGUGCUUUGCUGUCUAUUGCUUCUAAGCGGAUUACACUGCUGCACAUGCAGAUCAUAGGAAUUUGUAGGCAAAGAGCACCUCUACCUACAGUGGUAGGACUCAGUAGUUUAAAAAUAAAAUAAAUUUCUACCUUUCGAAUGUUUCGUAGGUUUAUAAGUAGUCGUUUGUCAGAUCUCUUGUGGUAAGUCAGAAGACUCUCCAAGUGAUUAGGCAGGGAAAUCUUGUUGUAAUUUGGGGGGUGUUCUUUUGUAUGCAGAAUUUGUUGUGCUCUGCGUGACUUACAGAAGUAUGUGGGUGUUUGGGCAAGUCAGGUAUGCUAGUAAAAUUUUAUGUGGGCUAGCAGCUGUUAUGGGCUUUAUUCCAGUCCUUCUGUUAUGCAAUAAAAUAACAUUGAAUGGUAUGAACCUGACUGCUGGGCUCCCAAUAUUACUUCCAUACUGUGAUUGGCAGAAGGGCACAGGCUUUUCUCUUCCCCUCUCUGUUCCUCCAUCUCCAAGUUGUUUGCCAUAUUAACAAUUUGUCAACGCCUCCAGCACAGUUUUCUCACCAUCUUGUUUUUACACUGCAGGUGCCGCAAAGCAGUAGAUGUAAUUUUGAAGAUAUUCUGAAGGCACAAAUGGCUUUAGCUGGCUGCCCAGACUCCAUUUUGCACCAUCCUUACCGAAUAGUAAGUUAUAACUUAAAUAUAUUUAAAAUGCAUGGAAUCCAGCUGUAGUGGUGGAGUAAAGUCUGUUUACUGAGCUGAGUAACUCACUAGUUCGCCUUAAUUACAUCAGUGGCCUGGAUCAGAUUUAAAGGGAAUCCAGGCUUUCCUGCUAUAUCAGCGAUUCAUUGUGAGCCUUGGGCUCAUGCGCUCAUGCGCUCUUACUCUCAGCCUCAUCUGCAUGCCAGAGGAGAUUGGAAGAUUUCCCUUCCAAUUUUAAGCAGACUGCAAACCAGGAUCCAAAACCAGCUGCCAAACUAGAGCUUAAACAAACCAUACUUCUCUGCGUUCGGACCUUGACACGGAACUGCAAUUUGUUUAAAAUGGGGGGCGAGAUCCGCCAAACUCAUCCUCCAGGCAUUCAGAGGAGGAGGAGAGGAGGUAGCGUUGGAACCCGAGGCAUGCACUGACCCAUGUACAGAUUGGGAAACCAUAGUUUCGCACUAUGGUAGACCCACAACUUAUGUAGGAUUUAUUUACGUGAUUGCAGCUUUGCAUGGGUGGUGGGCGAAUAAAUAAACAGAUGGAGAGCCGGGGGACGGGACAAUCAGAAGGGGUUGUCCAAGAUCUCGCAAAGGUCUCAAGAGGGGCAUGGCGGAGGGCUCUUUCUGUGCCGAGUUUUCUUGACACUGAAAGUUUUUAAGCCCUCCAUCUUGCUUACCGGGCUCUGGUAAGGUUACACAAGGCCUCUGGAAGGGAAGGCUGUGGAUUUACUAUUUGUCAACUAAUAUUUUUACUGGGGAAAGUGUAUUAUGUUUCAGACCUGCACAAGUUGUGAGCUGUGCAUUGUGGCUCCGCUAGGCAGCAGAAGAAUAUCUUUGGUUUCCCCAGUGGGCCACCAUGCAUGGCAGGAGGACUGUGCCUGGCUUUAUGGGCUAACUUUAGCUGCUUUUUGUGCCCUGAUGGCUAACCUGUACUACUAGGCCAGUAAGUAUUCAAAGUCUGCUUUGGAAAAUGAGUGGCUGGUCUUGGUGUUUUAAAAGCAAGCAGUCAUUCCAGAUCAGCUGUACAUAGGAUGACUCAGAAAGUGAGGGUGACUGAAGCCCUCAAAAUUUACUUUGAAGGUCCUUCUCAAGGUGCUUUAUUAUGACAUAUUACGGUUUAGGCUAUUUUCAGGGGAAAUAAUCACAGCUCUGUAAAUAGUGAACGGAUUUUGGGACACCCAGAUCAAAGGCAAAGAGCAGUGCUACUAAAAGGGGUGUUCCUGCAACAGCAAUAUGGGUUGGUGGCUCCUGCUAGUUGUAUCAAAACCAACCAUGUAGGAGAGGCUACCUCAAUCUUCACAGAAGCCAGGAGGAGGCUGGCGCAAGACCGAUGUUUCAUGCUGAGGAGGAAGUUGAAAAAAGGUUAUGGAGAAAUGAUAGUAAUCUCAACCAGAUACAAAUGUAAUGCUUUUGCUGGUGCUCUUGCUAACCACGAAAGCAACUGAAACAGCCUGUAAAACAGUGAUGAGGAAUUUGCAGGUCUGUUUAGGCCCAGCCUAUGAGGCGGCUCCCUGCCAACCACACCUGAUGUAAUAUGUGAUUUGCAGUUUGUGGUAGCCAGGGACAUGGCUGCAAAGGAACAAGCAGGGGCUUAAAAGUUGCCAGUUGUUUCUGUGCAAGCAGGGCUUCCCAUCAGUGCUGGUAAGCAGGGAUCAGGAACUCCUUAGUCCUGCUUUCUGUUUUGAAGGAUGGAUAAAAUUCAAACCAUUUCCUCAAAAUGGACUUUGAGGAGUCCAUUUUGUAACCAUGUAAACAGAAUGGGAUGUGCACUCCCAGUGCCUGCCAGCUGAUUGGCACUGAAAGUGCAUCUUCAGACAAGGUUGCUCUAACCACUAGUCAGCUGAUCAGUAGUUAUAGCAACUUCCUUUAGACUUGGGACAAGUAUUAGGCAUCCUUCAAUUUGCAGCACUCGUGUCACCUUUCAGGGGUGAGAUGAAUGUUACUCAGAUGCUGAGAGAUUUGAGUUGCCCUAUGUGUGGUAUCUUGGGUACCAAAACACUAAUCAUGGAAGGCUAUGUGUGUUUACCAAAGACAAGAAGGAUCUGCCCAUCAGAUCUGCCCAUCAAAAAGUGCUUUUGAGUUCUGUGUUGCACAUGCUAAUUAAUCCCCAGGCUACAACUGGAACAUAUAAAUGCUGUUUUCUUGAACAUACCUCCGCCUGGAAAGAUAAGUCUUUCUUACCAACAGUCUUACCAGUUUUCUCAGGAUCACAAUACAGUCGUACCUUGGUUCCCGAAUACCCUGGAACUCAGACGUUUUGGUUCCUGAACGCUGCAAACCCGGAAAUGAUUGUUCCAGUCUGCAGACGUUCUUUUGGAACCUGAAUGUCCCAUGAGCUUCCUGCAGCCAAUCAGAAGCCGUGACUUGGUUUUCAAACAUUUUAGAAGUUGAACAGACUUCUGGAAUGGAUUCUGUUCAUCUUCCAAGGUACGACUGUACGCUCAUUCUAUAGAAUCAUACACAGUCAGUGAUCUUCAAAAAUAUGUACCUGUUCUGUACUUCCUGGAUGUGCUUGGUAGGAACUUGAGGCGUUGAGUUGGUUCAUUGUUGAUAGCAGCAGUUCUUGUAAGUCCUGGAUGUCUCAUGCGCCUGUCUUGGUGAGAUGCUUCUGGUUCCCGAUUCAGCAAGCAUGGGAAACAGAACAAUGUGUCUUUUGUAGAGCACCCGCAUAGUCAUGUCUUCCUUGCUGGUUCUUGCAUGUCCACUCCUAUUUCUUUAAUUCUGACCUUGUCCCACAUGAGCAGCAUGGAGAAAAUGAUUUUACUGGUGGGGUUCUACUGUAUCCCUCUUAUGUGAUGUCAGAAACAUCAUCACGUUCGCAAUAUGCGAGGAACAGUGUGCAAAGCAACAGUCUGUGUGCUCAUUUGCAUAACGGUAAGUACAACUUGGGCACAAUUGCUAAUAAUUAGGCAAGAUGUUCCCUGUUCAGAAGUGUUGCUGCCGCAGUCCUACAGUAUGAUAAAGAAAGGUUGCAAGUGAGGAAUGUUCUCUAGAAUCUACACAGUAAAAGUAAUCAUUGUCAUCGUCAUGUGAUUUGAAUGCCACCUUUCCAUAGUUCAAAGCAUGCGCAAGGCGGCUUGCAACAUGAGAUGAUUUACAUAAUUGCAAACAUAAGAAAAGUAGUUGUAAACGAUAAAUAAAGCACAUCAAAAAAGUGCAUGACCAAAUCACACAAUUUCCACAUAAUUCAUAAUAAGAUUUAAAAACAGCAACAAAAAGAGGCUGUUCAACGGCCUCAGCUUUUGUAGCUGGAGUCAGUCCAGGCCCCGCCCUGCCAGGUCAGGUGAAAAAAUACCAUUAGGGCAGGGAGCAGGUGUUUCAGGACUCCCAGGCAAGAUGGUUGCUGGUCUCAGCUUUUGCUGGAGGUAGCUGGAGUCUCUUUGCUCACUCACAUUGGAGGAUAAAUGGCUCAGGCAUACCUGCUCAGAGGUAGUAAUGAGGUGAGAGAAGAGGUUCAGACCUUUCUAGCAAUCAUUUGGUAUAAUAGACAUCACAAAGUGAGAAGUUGCUGCAGUUAUUAUGGCGAACCACUAAAACAAAUGUCACUUUAGUCAGAUUAUCUUCUCGUUAGGACCAACGUUGCAAGAAAUCCUGUCCUGUGUGCACUUACUUGUAAAUAAGUCACAUUAAACCUGCUGUCCUAACCAUUUAAGGCUGCAGAAGCUAUACUAAUAACAGGCACUGCUUAUAAGGACUGGCGGUGGAUUCCUGCCACAAUAGCUGCACAUUGCACAGAGUGAGUCCCACUGGUUUGCAUGAGGAAUGCUCCCUGGGAAGUGUUUACAGGACUCCAGCCUGAACUCAUUACUCUUGAAAAGUGCCACACAGGCCUUCGAACAAGGGCUCCCAGGUACUUUCAGAAUCAUGGGGAAAUAUUAAUAUCCCACUCCCCACUUAAUGCAAUUCUACACCUUUUUUCUAGAAUGUGGAAUACGAAGCCGACGAGGAGCUGGAGAGCAGGAUCUGAAAUGUCCAUUUGGCCGCUGUGUGGCCUUGGCCUGGUCACCAUCCCUUAGGCCAGGCAUAGGCAACCUCGGCCCUCCAAAUGUUUUGGGACUACAACUCCCAUGAUUCCUAGCUAAAAGGACCAGUGGUCAGGGAUGAUGGGAAUUGUAGUCUCAAAACAUCUAGAGGGCCGAGGUUGCCUAUGCUUGCCUUAGGCUAACCUCUCUCACGGGCCUGUUGUGAGGAGAACACGGGGAAAAUGAGAACCAGGAGUGCUCCCUUGAGUUCUUUUGAGGAGAAAAGAGAGAGAUAAAUGCCAUACUGAUGGACGUACGAUCUUUAUUAUUGUUUUUCUCCAGCCUGCCUGCCCGGAUUUUGAAUAGGGAGAGGGCACGUUUGAAGCCACAGGGUGGAAGGAAACCUAAAAAUGAAGCAAAAAAAUAAUGUACACAAUCAGACCCUGCACAUGCAAGUUCUGACUUGGAAUCAUUCCCUGCGCUAUCCUACAUUUUGUAAUAGUAUUUUAAAUUUCCAAAGUGUGUUUGUCCUCACAACAACCACCCUGUAAAGUAGAUCACAGUUGCAAUUUUAGCAAAGCAAUGAAAAGGGUAGCACUUGUGAGUUCAGGCAGAAGCGUAUGUGGGAGACAACCAGAGGAAGUGUGGCUUUGAGAUUUUUGAGAAAGUUUAAUUUUUUUCUUGCAGUUCUUCUCAGGUGGUCUGCAUCUUGCUUGCCCUAGGAAAUUAGCAACCAUUCCUCCUCCUCCUCUCAGUGGGACUUGGGCUCUGGUUCCUAACCAGUGCUUUUCUUCUAGAAAAUCAUAUCCUUGAGUACUCCCAGGAAAACAACAACACUGUCCCUAACAUAGAUUUCCCUUCUGAGAUUGGUGGAUCUUUUUUCUUCCUCUGCACAUUUUGUUUGUGGAGCUUGUUUUGUCAUACACAACUUGUACAAGUUUUGAUUGUCUUGCAUUUAGGUGAAGGACUUAGGGCCAAACCUGGCCUGAAAUGAGAAAUAUGCUCCUGCGGGGUUAGGAGACCUUUGUGUGGUGCAAGAGAUUAUUUAACCUGUUCCUGCCUCCAUUGUCCCAGACAGAUUCUCCUCCCCACUCCCCAUGCUUAAAGGAACAAAGCAUUGUGAAUGGUGGGGGGGGGGGGGCAGGAUUUCAGCCCGAGAUUGCAGGAGAACCAAAGGCGUUAAAGCCUGCUUUGCUGCAGUCCUGAUCUGGCUCAGAAGCACACUGGCUAGCUAUUCGUUUUUAAAAAGCCGGAAAACUCAGCUAUGCAAGGGCAAACUAUGUGACAAGUAUUGCAUUUAGUUUGGCCCUCCAGUUAGGAGCUAGAAGUUGUGUUUAGGAGGUUGAUCCUGGUAAGUUCCUUGCUAAGUUCUGUGUGCCGUUUAUGUACCUCCUCAUAAAAGCUGUGCUUGCUGAUCCAGGAACUUUCCUUUAAUCCAUUUGCUGUUCAAACUCAUUCCCUUGGAAACUAUCUCUAAUCUUGUGGGGAUUAAACAAAAAACAAAAACCGCCGCCACCCUCUCCUCUUUGCCGUGUUCAGGAGGUCUUUCCAAAACUCUGUCUCUUUGGUUUAGAAAAUAAUGCAGCAGUGAGAAUUGGCAGCACUUCGCUCGUGUUCCUGGAAGUUCAGAUUGGAGUUCCAGAAUUUCUCAGAAAACAGGGAUGACUUACGGCGUGUGCAUUCCUAUUCUUAUGCAAUUGGGAGUCGCAGCAGUAAUCGAGCACAGUCACUUGAACUCUUUAUUCAAUUAAGGAGGAAAUGAACGUUAUAGCAUAGUGAUUUAAUCAGUGACUCUUAUUCCAGUAUAGGGAUUCAUCAUGAAGUGACUAAAAGAAGCUUGAGGGGAAGUUCAGAGUUCAGUUCCUCUGCUCCUCCCUCCCUCUCCAUCCCACCCCUCCGCUCACGUAAGCACCAGAAGUAAAGGCAUUAAAUUAUCUCUUGUUUCCUGCAAGCUGGAACAAACAUAUUCAGUCUUUCCAGACCUAGGACCCCCCCUUUUAACCUAAGCCUGCGUUUGCGGACCCAGUGCUGCUGUUGUGACGCACCUUGGAUCAGGCCACAGCCCACCAGCUGAAGACCAGGGAGCCAGAAGAUACGCUUUGAUGUGAAUAACACAUAAUUUUGUGGAAGAGGGAGGCGAAGUUUCAAAGUGAAAGAGAGAGACUUCUAAUUCAAAUGCAGUCUCUGUGUAGACAUGAACCCAGAAUACCAGUUGCCAUAUUUCAAAAAGUGACAAAGGGGUGUGUGGGUGUGGGUGUGUGGGUGUGUUUUUUUGGGGGGGAGGUGCUGAACUUUUUUUUUUUUUUUUGCAAAAUCUCAAAAAAAUGAAGUUUUUGAGCUUUUAUUUGCAUUAGCCAUAGCAAUAAAAUAAAAUGUACCGAAGGUAGGGGUAAUAACUUAACUAUGCAAAAUACAUUCUGGAGGUUUACAUCAAUCAUCAAAUAAUAAAUCUUAUUCUAAGUGCCCCUGCUAAAAUCUUUGCAGUCACCUGAUUAUCUUCUUCUGCGAGAAGAAGGACACAGUGGCAUUGGUUGAGCAACCCGGCAUGGACAAUAAUAGAGGGGCAAUAACCCCACGCCUUAAAUCUUUAUAAAGAGAGCAAGCCAGAAGCACAUGAGCUCCUGAUUCAGUACUGCCACCUCCACAUGGACAUAACCGUUUUCCCAGCGGAAUUUUUUGAAAUCGACCCUCAAGUACAGCUGAAGGCAGUAGAUUUAAUCUCGCGUAAGUGAAAGCAUGUCUGUAUUUUGGAAUUCUUAAACUUUGCAAAUAGGGUGCCAACAUAUCAAAAUGACUAGGCAGAAAAUAACCAUACCAUGGAUAAAAUUUCCAUAUUGUGUCCAAAUUAUUCUGUUGCUCGAUAUCAUAUAGGCGCUGUCAAAUUAAAUUAAGUUUUUGAGCUAUUUUUAAGGAAAUUUGCCAAAAUACAGACUUCCGACAUGGGUUGUCAUACAACCCGGACACCUCAGAAAUUUCCGCCUGGACACUGUAUCCGACUGCCAUAUUCCAGCUACAUUUAGGAAAUUCCAGAUGUGUGGCAGCCCUAUGCAAGACCUGCCGUUGGGAACCUUUCCUGAUAGGAGAUUUCCUCCAGCCCUCAGUCAUUUUAGUGGUUCUGUUUGUCACCUUUUUGGCUCUCCAGUAUCCUUUUUGAGGUGUGGCAACCAGAAUGGGAGAGGAACUUCCAUCCCAUGGUCCUAAUUUGGUGUGGUGUGGUCUCAGUGUGGCCCAUGAGGUAGUUUCCCUGAAACCCACUUGCCCCCAUACCGAAUGCCAUAUGGGGAGGUGCUGCUGCCGCCAGGGCACCCUCAAGAACCUGGGGUCAGCUGUGCUGCUGAGUUCUCCAUGGGGAGAACAAGCGGAGUUCAACUCAGCUGAUAGCAGUGUUGAUGGAUGGUUUCUGGACCUGGCAGAGCUGCUAGGGGGCAUGGGAAGCCCAACCAUGUUGUGUCCCCCCCCAAUUUUAUUUAUUGGUUUUCCAAAAUUUUAAACAAACAAACAAACAUACAUACAUACAUCUUAACUGUACUUGAUCCAAUCUUAGUAACAUUGUUAAGUGACUUCCUCAAAUCCCCCUGGCUGCAUUUCAGUGUAUAUCAUUGUAACAGUUUCCCAAAACCCAUUUUCUCAUAAAAUUAACUUAAUCACUUAACCUCUUACUUUGUUUUCAUUUUGACUUUAAACAUAUUAUUCUCUAAGAGCACAUAAUUAAGUCCUAAGCCUAUCUGGAAUUUGCAAACUUUUCCAAUUAAACUAUCUUAGUAUAUUUAACUAAAUAGUAUUUGAAUUUCAUCCAUUCCUCCUGGUACUCCUCCUCCUUCUGGUUGCGGACUCCAACCAUGUUUUUUUGGGUUUUCUCUGCCAACCUCUUCCCUUGCAAAGAUAACCAUGGACACAAAAGUCCAUUACAGAUGACCUGUGUAGUCAAUAUGUUGGAUGGCAGCCACAGUCCUAUUGGUUUUCUAUCUGUUUUUAUUCAUUGAGUUUGUAUGGCCCAUGAAUCUUAAGUUACUGUGGGGCGAGUCAGGGAGGCUCCCUGGCCCUAGCUUCCUUGUACCUUGAUGCUUUGCUGCUGCAGCUGAGCUACAUUGUCAGCUAGGGUUCUCUUUGUGUCCCUUUAAGGCAGAAAUCUUACAGAUCAGUGUACACACCUAAAGUGACAAUUUGGCUUUGUGAUUUGUACUAAACUACCACACGGUUUUGGGACGCGGGUGGUGCUGUGGGUAAAACCUCAGCGCCUAGGGCUUGCCGAUCGCAUGGUCGGCGGUUCGAAUCCCCGCGGUGGGGUGAGCUCCCGUCUUUCGGUCCCAGCUCCUGCCCACCUAGCAGUUCGAAAGCACCCCUAAGUGCAAGUAGAUAAAUAGGUAUCACUUUAUAGCAGGAAGGUAAACGGCGUUUCCGUGUGCUGCGCUGGUGCAGGCUCGCCAGAGCAGCUUCGUCACGCUGGCCACGUGACCCGGAAGUGUCUCCGGACAGCGCUGGCCCCCGGCCUCUUAAGUGAGAUGGGCGCACAACCCUAGAGUCGGACACGACUGGCCUGUACGGGCAGGGGUACCUUUACCUUUACCUUUACCACACGGUUUGGACACAGAAAUGUGUGUGCUUGUAUGUUAAUAUUAUUAUUAAAAAUUAUUAUUCAUAAUAUAUGUAACACAUGUUUAAUUAAAAAACAACCAAUUAUAUGCGUAUAUGCUUUUAAAACAACAGCAGCAAAUUUAUAAAAUCAAUUCAAAUCCAGUACAGAUACCAACCGGGAAUCGGAGCUUGCUGAAAGAAGAAUGUGUUUAUUGGGUGCUGAAAAGAAAACACAGAAGGCACCUUUCUGAUAUAUAAAGGGAAGGAGCUAUAUUGGGGCGGGGUGUUGACACUUGUAGGUAUCCUGGUCCCAAGCUGCACAGAUAUAAACACCUUGCACUUUGCUUGGUAGCUAACUGCCAAGCAGUGCAUUCCUCCCCACAAUGGCAUGAUAUGGUGGUGGUAUUCCACCCCAGUGAGCAGUUGAGCCACCACAUUUUGUACCAGCUGCAGCCUGUGGGGCUUCUUCUUCCUUAGUGGUCCCUCGUAGCCGAGUUAGAUUGUCUUCCAUAACCACGGUUUUAACAAUGAGUCCGUAAGUGACUGUGGAGGCCAGUUCUGGAUCCAUACUUCCUUCCACAGUGGGGACAUUGGUUUCCGGGUGGGAGUUGAUCACGGUGUAGAUUUGCCAAGCGUGCCUUCCUCUUAGCACGUUUCUCCCUUGCGUCCAGAGUUCGAGUGUCUUCAAAGCCCAUGACACCUUUGGUAAAGGCUGUUCUCCAACUAACUGAACAGCUUGUGCGGCAGCCCCACAUAGAGCACAUUGCAAUAACUAGCCUGGAGGUUGCCCGUACUCAGGCUAUCGUGAUCCAGAAACGGCCACCACUGCCUUGCCAACUGAAGCUGGUAAAAGGCUCUCGGAGCCAAGGAGGUCGCCUGGGCCUCUAGCAAGAGACAUGGAUCCAAGGGCACCCCCAGACUGCACAGGGAGUACAGCUCCAUCCAAAGCAGGCAGUUGACCAAUUAUCCUGACUCAAGAACCGCCCGCCCACGAUGCCUGUGUCGUGCCAGGAUUCAGAGUCCGUUUAGUGGCACUUGUCCAUCCUACCGCUGAGUCCAGGCAGCAGUCCAGGGCUUGCACGGCCUCUCCUGAUUCAGAUGCGACUCAGAAAUAGAGCUGGGUAUUGCACCAACGACAAAUGGAUCAACUUUUAUAUGUAAACCGUCAUACUCAAGUGUUUGUCCCAUGGAUAUCUGCUUCUGUUCCUCAAGUUUUGUGCAGUCCAGUCCAGUGGUACCUCGGGUUACAGACGCUUCAGGUUACAGACUCCACUAACCCAGAAAUAGUACCUCGGGUUAAGAACUUUGCUUCAGGAUGAGAACAGAAAUUGCGCAGCGGUGGCAGCGGGAGGCCCCAUUAGCUAAAGUGGUACCUCAGCUUAAGAACAGUUUCAGGUUAAGAACGGACCUCCAGAAUAAAUUAAGUUCUUAACCCGAGGUACCACUGUAACAGCAGUCCCAGCAGUCUCCAGCUUUUGUUUCAGAUCACUUGGAAGUAUUUUGUCCACUUUGUAAAUUGCUGGCCUACUGAAAUUUGAACGGGCAGAGAACAAGCUGACCCUGUUCCUGUCACGAGGGCCACACUUUCCCAAAUGGUUUACCCUGGGAAUAUUUUCAUGGAGGGUCAUUUGGGUACUGCAAGCUUACUUGAUACAUCCCUCAUUAGAUAUUGUUAUUGGUGAUAUAUAUAUUAAGUAAAUAUAUAAGUGGUAGUGAUCUCUCACAAUUUUCUUCGUUUUUCUUCUUGAGGCGUUGAAUUUGAUAGCUGCGACAGUACAGCAUUGCUCCAUAUAUAGAUAAUGUCAAAUGUCAUAACAAAUGCUUUAACUAGCCUUUUUCAGGAACGUUGGGGAGGGUUGGAAUCGAUUAGCUUUCCCUCGUUUCGUGUGCGCAGGGGCACGUUAGUAACAGCACACAAGGAAACGUCUCUCCCCAAAACCACACUGGUAAUUGCGGGAGCCUCGUGAACUGGGAGGAAAGUUAAUGCAGCAGUUUCAGUGUGUUCACGACGUAUUAAAAGAGCCAUUGUAGUUGCUUCUGCAGAAGUGCUGGAAUGUAUUUCUUUCCAGAGCAUUGCAGUAAUUUCCUUUUGUUUCAAGUGUGUCAAUAGCCCAAAUUGAGGGGGGAGGGAACAAAAGAACAAAAUGAGCUGUUGCAGAGGAGUAGAAAAUGAAGUACUCCCUGCGAAUUUUGGAGGCAACUGGCAGUGUGAAGGGCUCGCCUGCCAAGAGGAGAAUAGUGCCAGUUCAUGAUAACUGCUGUUCCUUGUUGGUGCGUUCUCUCUCAGUCUUUCCCCUCUAUAUAUGUAGCUUGUGUUUAAUUUGGUUCUUAUUUUAGAUGGAUAGCUUUGAUUAGUUUUGGAUUCAGAAGACAACAGAAAAUUACUCCAAAAGUACUUAUUCAGUGUGUGCAAUGUCUGCUUAGAUCUUUAUCCAUAUUUAUUUGGUUUCCUUCAAGGAGCUUUUUCUUUGAAUUUGAAAAAUAGCCCUUUCCUGAAGAUUAGCUCUUUGUGGCAGUGCAAGUCAUAAAGACUGCUGGGAGGGCUGUUCAGAUUUGCCUGUACUUUCCUUCUCUCCCUCCCUCUCUCACAUUCUCCCCUUCUUUUUGCCUAAUUAUGGGGCCUGCUAGUCUUUUGCUUCUGCACUGGUCUUUUUCCUAGCCAGCAUGGCUGUUGCCAGUCCACAGAAGCUGCAGGCGUUGCAGUUUGGAGCAAACAAGGGUUUGCAGGCACUGGUGUAGAAGUAAUGCACAGUCUCACGGUCAACUGAAAAAUGAAACCAUGUGUGCAAAGAAUUUGCACCCAAAAGCUGAAGGGAGGAUGUAGGUCUACAAGCCUCUUCCUCUCCAUCACCAUGGUUUAGAGAUCAGGCAGUGUUGUUGUAGAAUCAUAAGAGCUGCAGGCUGCAUCUAUCGCAGUCCCCUUGCAAUACAGGAGAUACAUUGCUACAGCAUUCUUGAUAAGUGACCUUCCAAUCGUUGCUUUAAAGUUCCUCAGGAGAGACAGCCCACCUCCCCAAGAACACUGUUCCACUGCUGGCGGUUCAAAUCCCCGUGACGGGGUGAGCUCUUGUUGCUCAGUCCCUGCUCCUGCCAACCUAGCAGUUUGAAAGCACGUCAAAGUGCAAGUAGAUAAAUAGGUACCACUGCAGUGGGAAGGUAAACGCCGUUUCCGUGCGCUGCUCUGGUUUUGGUGUUAUGUUGCGCCAGAAGUGGCUUAGUCAUGCUGGCCACAUGACCCGGAAAAACUGUCUGUGGACAAACGCCGGCUCCCUCGGCCCGUAAAGCGAGACGAGCGCCACAACCCCAGAGUCGUCUGCAACUGGACUUAACUGUCAGGGGUCUUUUACCUUUUAAUGUUUAGUUUAAACCCCUUUCCUUGUAAGUUGAACCUGUUGGUUAGGGUCCUGUCCUCUGGAGCAGCAUAAACAACCACUCCAUCAAUGUGGCAGUGCUUCAGGUAUUUGAGUACAGUAUUGCUAUGAUAUUAAGUAUAAUAAUUUUAUUAUUUAUGUGCCGCCCAUCUGACAGGGUUAGCCCUGCCACUCAGGGCAACUCCCAACAAAAUAUUGACAACACAAUCUCACCCCUUAAUUGUGUUUUCCCCCAGACUAAACGUAACUAAAGCCUUCAGUCUUCCUUCAUAAGGCUUGGUGACCAUCUUUGUUGCUUUUCCUCUGGACACAUUCUAGUUGGUCAAUAUCCUUCCUAAACUGUGGUGCUCAGAGCUGGACACAGUAUUCCAAGUGAGCUCUGUCUGAAGAAGUACAGAGGGAUAUCAUGAUCUGGACCACUGUACUUCACUUGAUGCAGCCUACCAUAGUGUUUGCCUUUUCAGCUGCUAACGUGUUUAGCUUGUGGUUUAGUAAAUCCCCUAGGCUUUUUCACAUGUCUGGUUGUGUCAAGCCAGGUGUAAGUCACCCUCUUAUUUCUUAAUGCAGUGGAGCUACCAUUUCCCGGUUCUUCCUCCUGCUCUGAACAAAGCUUCAAAAUACCUUUUUGUUAUUUUUCACAUCUCUUCUAAGCCUAAACUCAUUCUGACCUUCAGUAGGUUUCCUGACACUCUCCCUACAAGCUUUGGCUACUGAUUGGUACUGCCUUUCCUUCCUAUUCUAUCCUUGCAAGAUUUUUGGGGAAAGAUGCUCGAGUUCUGAUCUUAACCCUGGGUUCCGGCUGAAGUGAAGCAAGAACAAAACGCUUUAAGAACAGACACACAGGCUGGGAGAAUUGAGAAGCAGAGGAAAUGCUUUGAUGGCUGGAGGUUUUGGAGACCUAAAUGGUGGGUUCGAGGCAGGUAGCAAAAAUUGUGUUGUUGAUGUUUUCGUAGACUGUGUUUCGGUUUUUUGGUCCACAAGUCAUAUAGGACAACUGUCGGUGGAUUUUACUAUAAAAGGUCUAAUGGGAGAGUCCAUCUUUUUAAGAAAACCUUUUGAAAGCUUGUUGAUGAAGGGAAACAAUAGCUUUGUGUAAUUUCGAGGGCAUAUACUGAAGGGUGAAUUUCAUGUUCAGCUUUGAGUUUAUUCUCAAGCUAAUAUACAUCUCUCAUGCAGUUGAAAUUUCAUUUUUUUUCUAUUACAAUAUUUUAAUUAAAAUUAAUAUCUCCUCUUCUUCAGUACCAUCUCUGUCAUUCGGCAUUAGUUAGAAAUGCAGCUGUUUCUCUAUACCCUAAUCUGCAUCAAGCAGUUAGGAAUAACCACAUACAUUGACCAGUUAUUUAUUGGAAGUCUAGUAGGCAUUGACAAGGCAAACAAGAAGUUACCUUUUUGGAAUUCCAAUACCGUAUUCCUUCUUUAAAUAAAUAUUUGGUGUGGGUUUUGAGUAGAGUGACUGUAGACUUUUAGCAAUGCAUUCCAUGUUCUUGAUACACCAUUUUCCUUUCCCAAACGGAGUAAUUGCUUCUGUAUAAGUAAAGCAGUACAGUGGUACCUCGGGUUACAGACGCUUCAGGUUACAAACUCCGCUAACCCAGAAAUAGUACCUUGGGUUAAGAACUUUGUUUCAGGAUGAGAACAGAAAUCGUGCUCCGGCUGUGCGGCGGCAGCAGGAGGCCCCAUUAGCUAAAGUGGUACCUCAGGUUAAGAACAGUUUCAGGUUAAGAACGGACCUCCAGAACGAAUCAAGUUCUUAACCCGAGGUACCACUGUACUUUAAAACCAGACAUACACAAUUGUGGAGAAAACACAGUGACAACUGUUGCUGUUUGCCACCUCAUCAAAAUGAUUCAAAACCACUUUCUGUAUCUCAUUUACAAAUUGCAACAAAUCGAGUCAAAUUGGGCAAUUGGAAUUGAUAUUAGUCAAAUAAAAGAAAACUCAAGCUGUACUCCCACCCCCCUCGAUAACUAGCCCUAGGAAGCACGUAUAUUUUUGACCACAGCACAUGCCUUCAUUUUUAAAAAUCUAAACAGGAGGUGAGGCGCCAUUUUUUGGUUUAAGCUGGUGGCUACAUCCCUUCGGGGAAAGUCAUCAGGAGCGUGGGCUCAUCAGGACCAUGCUUUGCAAAGGUGCUCAGCAGAGUAGUGCAACAAACCCUCACCUUAAAGCUGAAAUAUCUGGAAACCGCUACUAGUCACUUGGUCUAAAACAGGGGUCAGCAAACUUUUUCAGCAGGGGGCCAGUCCACUGUCCCUCAGACCUUGUGAGGGGCCGGACUAUAUAUAUAUAUAUAUAUAUAUAUAUAUAUAUUGGGGGGAGAACGAAUUCCUAUGCCCCACAAAUUCCUAUGCAUUUUAAAUAAAAGGACACAUUCUACUCAUGUAAAAACACGCUGGUUCCUGGACCGUCCGCGGGCUGGAUUGAGAAGAAACCUUAGUUUGCCUACCCAUGGUCUAAAACCACCUGUUUCCCUUGUGUCAGUUAUUUUCUUGAAGGUGUCUUGUAUAAUUGGAUCAAAUGGGCAAUGUGAAUUUAUUUUAUAGUGGGUAAUGUUUUAAAAGUAGGGUCUGAAAUAGCGUUUAACUCACUGCAGCAGUGAAAUCAAAUGCAGGAAUCCCUUGAGUUUUGACUAAAAAUCUUUAUUGCUAGAAGGAAGACAGUAUUCAUUUCCCCAAGUAUAAAUAUAUGGCGAGAUAUUGCAAGCCUAGUCUCUCUGGGCACAGAAUAUUCGCAGCCUCGGCAGGGAUUGGGCACGACACAGAACACUUUCUAAUCUUCUGACCUUGCUCCUGUGUCCACCUAGAUUGCUGUUGCAGUUGGCAACCUGCUGUUAUUUGUCUUUAAACACCUUGUAUAAAUAGACGGUGAAAUGAUACGUAGGUGAAUGUGUGAGCACAGUACAAACCCCCCCCAGGCAAAAUAAACUGCAUUUUCUGAGGGCAAAAUUAAGGCACAUUUCAGUGUACAACUGAAAUCUGGAUUUAGGGGGUAAGCCUCUGGGAUAGUGAGUGUCCUGCUUCUCUGUGGAGGUUUAGUGUUGCCUGUGACCAACCCAGACUCAAAUGAAACUGACCACACUUCUAAACUUGCAUUGAGCAGCUCACUGUGGUAUUUUGUUUUGUUUUUUUAGUGUGCCAGGUUUAAUUUUAACCUAGGUUGUGAAAGGUCACAUGCAACGCCCAAUGGUUGUGGGUAGUGAUGUUAAAUUCUAGAGAAUAAUCUUUUGGAGAAUAUUCUCGAUUAAUGAGAAUAUUAGAAAAUUUUCAUUUAAAAUAGGAGAAUAUCCACUGGUGAUGGCACCAAUAAUUGUCAUGUUAAGGUUUGGUAUGAGGAAACUCAAUAUAGUGGUACCUCGGUUUAAGAACAGCCCGCUUUAAGAACGAUUUGGUUUACAAACUCCGCAAAACUGAAAAUAGUGUCCCGGUUUGAGAACUUUACCUUGGUCUAAGAAUGGAAUCUGAACGGUGGAAGGGCACCAGCGGUGGGAGUUCUCAUCAAAGAAAGCACACCUUGGUUUGGGUUUAAGAACGGACUUCUGGAACGGAUUAAGUUCGUAAACCGAGGUACCACUGUAGUUAAAUCAUAUUUUAUUAUUCCAUUAGAACAUGUACAUGUUAUAGGACAAGUCAAAAAGUACAAUUGACAUGUUAAGGUUUGAUAUAAGUAACUUCAGUAAUAGGCUAUCUUAUUCUUCUAAUAGCUCUAACACUUAAUAACUGUUUUGGUGACUAAAACAGCUUGAUAAAUAAAACUAUAUACAUACUUAUAAAAGAUAAGCCAUUAACAUUAAAUAUAUUAUCAUUAUAUGAUAAUCAUUAUAUGAUAAUAUAUUUCAGUAUGUCAAUAUCUGGUAAAUGGCACCUUGUACCAUUGAAUGGCACUUCAAAAACCAGUUACUGGAACUAAAUAAAAAUAUAGAAACGUCAGCUGUUUAAAUCAAGGCCAACUCAUAUGCUGUUACACAUAACUGUAUAGGCCUAGGUACUUUAAGUACCAUAUUUUUCGCCCUAUAGGACGCACUUUUUCCCCUCCACAAAUGAAGGGGAAAUGUGUGUGUGUCCUAUGGGGCGAAUGCAGGCUUCAGGAAGCUAUCCGCAAGCCUUGGGAGCUAGCUUCCCCCGCCCCAGCCCCGGGCCUGGGGAGGGGGGGAAAUAAUUUUUUUCCCUUUAUUUCCCCCCCAAAAAACUAGGUGCUCCCUAUGGGCCAGUGCGCCCUAUGGGGCGAAAAAUACGGUAUAUAAAGCAUUACAGAUACUUUCUGUAAAAAUAUCACGCUGUAUGGCCACGGGUAUAGAAUUGCUAAGAAUAAGGUCACACCAAAAUAGAAAAAAGGACUAUUACAUAUACAGUGGUACCUUGAUUUGCAAACAGUCUGGUUUGCAUACAUUUUGGAUUACAAACACAUCAAACCCGGAAGUUCGUGUCCCGGUUUGCAAAAUGUUUUUGGAUUAUAACCCAUUUUUUUUUAUUACGAACAGAUUUUUUGGGGGGAGGCCCCAUUGGUGAAAGUGCACCUUGGGUUACAACCUGUUUUGGUUUACAAACGGACCUCUGGAACGGAUUAUGGUUGUAAACCAAGGCACCACUGUAGUUGAAAUACAUAUGAAUUCAAAUCUUCAUCAAAUUAAAUGAAUAGCAUUUUUUAAAAAUGUUUUUUUUGUAGCUCACAUUUCAGAACUGUCAAUGGUGAAUGACACAAUGCCCAGUAAUGUAACUGGAUUGUAAAAAAUCAUCAUUAUUCAUUACUUACACUGGCAGUAUCACAGCUUGACUUAUUAUUUACUAGAUUUUUUAAAUGUGGGUUGUAAAACUGGUUCUUUCAUUGGAAUUUACAGUUUGUGGAGAAUAUUCUCCGGAGAAUUUUCUAGCUGAGAAUAUACUUACCUCACAUCACUAGUUGUGGAUCAGGAAAACUUACAGAGAUGAAGGGAAUAGCGCAGGAGGGCACACGCAUUUGGGUUCCACUUCAGGCAGCAAGAUGUUUGGGGAAAGUACUGCACAUCAUGCCUAAGCCAUUUCAUUUCUGGAGGUUAACUGUGGUGCUCAGGGUGCCUCUGUCCCCUUUGAUUGCCUCAUAUCUUCCAGGAUAUGGCCCUGGCAUCCCAGACAGAUUCCAGGGACUGUUAGUUGUUAGGAAAGAUCCCUUUAGCAUGUGGUCCACAGUGUAGGCCUGAUGACAGCAGUUGAUCUGCACAGAUUUGCAGGGUGUGAACUGUAACUGAAACUCAGCCAAGGCUUGCUCUUGCUUUUCUGUUAAUUUAUGAAUAAAACAAGCAGAAAACAAGCUUGUGUCCUCUUCUAUGUGACAGCCCUUGAGAUAUUUGAAGAUGGCUUUCAUAUCUCCUCUCAUUCUCCUUUUUUCCAGGCUAAACAUUCCCAGCUCCUUCAACCGUUCCUCAUCAGGCUUGGUUUCCAGACCCUGCUUGCUGCUUUAUUUUCCAUAAGAGACCAGUUCUCUUUAUAUUCUGAGAGGCAGAGGUUGUUCAUGUCAUUUCUGAACGAGAUCUCCUGGUUUUUUCCUUUUGCUAGGACAGUGUAGAUCAGACAUCAGCACAUACUCGACGUGAUCUAGUGGAACCCGGAUUCCAAGAACAGUCAAGCCGCCUCUCAUUAAAUCAUCAAGGAGGUAAGAGGAGCAGAGUUUAGCUGGCUGUGUUUCUCCAUACGGGGGAGGGGAAAAAAUCAAAUUCAACAAUAGCACAAUAUUUUCAUUGGGAGAAAGUACAAAUCUGCAAAGUAGCAAACGCUUCUCCAGGUUGGCUACUAAGCAGGGAGAAGAGAGUGGGAAUCUUCAUGCAGUUGGCGACUGAUACAAAGCAUGAACUCAUGUUCAAAGACGAUUCCUUCAGCCCUACUCUGUGCAGUGUGGCGAAGGUUGGGAAGUGAGGCGUGUGUUUGGGGUCAGCGGGCGUGUUAUGAUAUGUGGGCUUGCACAUACAUACAUUAUCUGUCCCCAUCCACCCUUCAAAAACUCACAUGUUGGGGAAAUACUCCUGUCUCCUAACCAUGGCUAAUGGGAGAAGCCCAUUUUGCAUGUAGCACCACGAUAAACCCUGGCUAAGUGAAAAUGCCUGUGGGUAUUCACAGGGGAAACUGUGGCUGCUCUGCUCCUUCCCUGGUCAUGCAGCUGCAAUGCUACUGGGAACUAAGCUCUGGUUUGGCUUAGCAUUACAUGCAAACUCAGGCUAAUGGUUUGUAAGCCAAGAAUGAAUUUUGACUACAGCCUGUGCUUUAUCGGAACAAUUCUCCACAAGCUGAUGGUUGAAAUUCAUGUUCUCCUGGAUCUUUUGUGUUGUGGUACAAAAACAGGAUGGGAUGCGGGUGUAAACCACGGUGGUGUAAACCACUGAGACUUGGGCUUGCCAAUCGGAAGGUUGGCGGUUCAAAUCCCCGCGACGGGGUGAGCUUCCGUUGCUCGAUCCCAGCUCCUGCCAACGUAGCAGUUUGAAAGCACACCAGUGCAAGUAGAUAAAUGGGUACCGCUCUGGCAGGAAGGUAAACGGUGUUUCCGUGCGCUGCUCUGGUUCGCCAGAAGCCGCUUAGUCAUGCUGGCCACAUGACCCAGGAAAACUGUCUGCGGACAAACGUUGGCUCCCUCGGCCAGUAAAGUGAGAUGAGCACCACAACCCCAGAGUCGUUCGUGACUGGACUUAACUGUCAGGGGUCCUUUACCUUUACCUUUUUUUAAAAAAAAACAAAAAUAGGAGUGUUUAUCAAUAGUUGUCUCACUCACAGUAGCUGUCUUUUAGGGGAGAAAACCUGCUGAUCUGUGAGAAAUUCAGAAUGUUUGAGACUAGUUCGUUGUGAUUUUAGGAUAAUCUGUUACAAGUGGUUUUGGGAAGUGGAGCUUAAUUUUGAGACAGUUCAUGUGAGGUUUCAUAUCCAUGAGGAGAGAGAUGAUGUGUUCCUUAUUAGCUUCCGGCACUCAGUCCUGGUUAACAUGUCUGCAUCACACAGAAGCUCACUCAGUACCUGAAGGAAGCAUUUAUUUCCAAAGUAGCAGCAGGCUGUCGUGCCUUAAGGUCUCCUAAACUACUCUUUGCCCCACGUUUCCAGCAAGGAGAGUUCAAUUUCCUGAACAAAGGCAAAAAACCAACAAAAACAAAAAACCUGGAAGGGGGAAUUCCUUGCUCCUCCUAUCAGAGAACAGCGCCUCGUCUUCCUGCUGUGAGCAGUGGCAGCUCCAGACUUGCCUGACAGCAGGGUGUGGCAAUGGCUGGAUCACGUGGCCCGGUUGCCUGUAGGUGCUCUGGGAAUUGGCAGCCAUUGCAGAUGGCUCCUGAGGCUUCCCUUUCUGGUUUGGACGCAAGAACUGAGACAAGAGGAUUUUCUGAACAGCACAACAAUUGCAGCGCGGCUCAGGUGCCUCAAUGGUGCCACGUGUUAGCAUUUUUAAAGGUAUUUUACAUGCCACCUUGCACUGUUACUGCAAAUGCUGUUAAUGGAAAGACUAAAGUCAAAGGCAACUCUCUCCCAAAUGCUUGGGAGUUUUAUUUAUUAGGAUCUCAGCUAGAAUGUAUACUGCAGAUCCAGAAAGGCAGGGCCGGCCUGCCCAUGGGGCAAGGUGAGGUGACCACCUCAGGAAGCAGGAUCCACAGCUACCCUCACCCCUUCUUCCCUGGAAGGGAGGGGAAGGAUGGCAUUUUGGGGUCCACCUCAGGUGCCCAAAUGUCUUGGACCAGCCCUGCAUAAAGGGCAAAGAUGAGCAGAAUCAAAGAAGCUCUUGGAAUCAAGAAGGCUCCGUUUAGAAAAUGAGAACAAGGGAUGCUAAAAAAAGAAUUUUGAGGAGCAAAUAAAGGAGGAUAAGGAGAUUACAGAGAAGCUGAAGGAAUUGUUUGCAUCUCCCUUCACAGAGGAAGAUACAGUGGUACCUCAGGUUACAUACACUUCAGGUUACAGACACCGCUAACCCAGAAAUAUUACCUCGGGUUAAGAACUUUGCUUCAGGAUGAGAACAGAAAUCGUGCUCCGGCGGCGCAGCAGCAGGAGGCCCCAUUAGCUAAAGUGGUGCUUCAGGUUAAGAACAGUUUCAGGUUAAGAACGGACCUCUGGAAUGAAUUAAGUACUUAACCCAAGGUACCACUGUAUAGGGUAUUACUAUGUGCUUGAACUUUCACAGGAAGAGACUCUGGGAAACUGAGGCAAAUAGUAGGGACAAUAGAUAAAGUUCUGGGCCAUGUUGACAAAAUAAAAACUGGCAUGUCACCAGAUCCAGAUGGCAUCCACCCAAGAAUUCUUAAAGGACUCAAGUGUGAAAUUGCUGAUCUUCUAACAAAAAUAUCUUAAGACCAGCCUCUCUAAUUCAGGAUUGCCAAGUGCCCAAUGUAACUCCAAUUUUUGUUUUUUGUUUUUUUAAAAAGAUCUGGGGAGAGUCCUGAAACUUAAAGGCUUGAUAGCUUAGUGUCUGUUCUGGGUAAACUAGUGGAAGGCAUUGUUAGUAGAAUUCCUAAGCGUAUAGAACAGGGAUGAGAAACUCCCAUCUCCUAGCAGGGCGACUGAAGAGCCAUUGGCUCCCUGUCCCUCAUGCCAAAGGGCAGAACCGGCUCAGUAACCUAUUAGAGUUCUUUGAGAGGGCCAACAAGCCUGUUAGAGGUGAUCCAGUUGACACUGUGCCUUUAGACAUUUAAAAAGUUGUCGACAAUGCACCUCACCACCAAAGAGCCCUGAAUAAGCUUGGGAAUCCUGGAAUAAGAGGAGAGGGCCCUCUUGUGGAUCAGUAACUGGCCGAGAAACAGGAAGCAGAGAGCGGGAAUCAAUGGAUAAUUCUUCUAGUGGAGGGAUGUACAAAGUGGAGUUCCCCAAAGACUGGUAUUAGUGCUAUUAAACAAAAUCAUGGGUAAAGUAGUGCAAAAAACUCCAACUAAUUUCAUAUGUGGCAUUUGUAUCUAAUAGGAACCCCCCCAAGUUUCUUUUCCUACAUAUUUUGCUUCUUAAAUGCUAUGGGGGCACCUCGCAUGGCCAUGUCCCGCACCCCAAAGAAGCAUUGGUGUGAAUGCAGUUCAAUGCCGCAUCACAUUUCCCCAAAUGUAUGGCUGUGUCAUGAAUUAGAAGACCGGGCUGUUCUUACUCUGCCCAGCCAGACGCUGAGUCUCGGAUUCGCUUAAGCCUGGUUUUUAACUCUGGGAAGCCUUAGUCCUUUGUAUGCCUUUUCAAUUUCCAGUUCUAAACACAGGCUUGGUGAACAAACUUGAAAGAGUGUUUCAAGUACUAGCAUAUUAUGAAAUGUUUCAGUAAUUUUUACUGGCAUUCUAAUUUAGUUGCUCUUACUUUCCUCAGUCAUAUCAGCUAGUUUGGCUUAAAAGGUGCAAACAAUCACUUAUUUAUUUAUUUAUGAAGUCCUGGAUUACAAAUACUUGGUUCCUGAGAAUAAGUGUAAGUAUUGUGUCUGCACUUUUCAAAGGAAGCACUGCCACCUGCUGGUUACCUGCUUCAAAUCCACCAGCAACCUUUUACUUUGUGCUGCUCUCCAUCUCUGACAACUCUGCUUAAUCCUGGUUGUAAAGAUUCUAAGCGGAGCGCUACGAAAAACACACACGACCCCAUAUUUAUUUUUAAAAAGUAUUUAUAUACCGCUAAAGCGCGAAACAUAUCAAAGCAGUUUAUAACAGUAGAAAGAUAAAAGCCCCCCAAAAUUAAAAGCAUUAAAAACAAAUUAAAAGCAAAAAUGUUAAAAGCAAGCAUCAGUAAACCAUUGUGGGAGGUUUACUCUUAACUGCCUGUGUAGACCAAGCGGAAUAAAAGCUUUCAGCAGGCAUUUAGAAGUUGGCACAGAAGAUGCCCGCUGAAUCUAUUGGGAGAGAGCUCCACAGGACUGGGCCAAUGACUAUUUUAGACUAAUGGCUAAAUUUCUUGUUGUCGCCAAACGAUCCUCACCAACUUGGGGAACGACCAGAGACACUCCUGCAGAUGAUCUCAGUGAACAAGCUGGAAUAUAAAGGUUCAUGUGAUCCCUGAGGUUUCCUGGGCCCAAGUUGUCCAGGGCUUUGUAAAUAAAUGGGAGAAAAGGUCCAGAGGUCCGUCCUCUUGAGUCAGGAGUAACCAACCUUCAGACCACACGGAACAGUUUUCCCAGGGGGCUCCCCAAGGUUGCAGUGGAAUGUCUCUUUGCUUUCUACGCUGUGAUCUGGUAGGCUCCUAAGCGACACUCCAGCCCUCUUGCAGUCUAUUGACCUUAGAAAUCGCCUUAUUGCUUCGACCCAUAUUAAAAAUUAACCCAAGUUCAAUGACAGCACAAGCUGUGGUCAACGUAAAACAGAAGCGAAAGGAGUGCUGUUGAAGGGGUGGGGUGCGUAGAAAGAGGAGUGCUUUCUCAAAAUGCUAAAUCCUGGUUUAGCAUUGCAACUGAAUCAGUCCAGUAUGUGUUCCACCUACCUGGGCAAACGUGUCCCUUACAUUCUUCUUCCAAUAUGCACCAGUAGUGCCAGCUGUGCCCCUGUUUUGUUGCUUCUGACUGUCAGUGUGUUUGUCUUCUUGUUUCUUUUCAGAUGAUGAUGUGGACUUGGAAGCGUUAGUUAAUGAUAUGAACUCCUCGUUUGAAAGUUUGUACACCCCCUACAACGUGCAUUCGGAAAGCACCCCACUCAUUCACAAUGGCCAGCUGCCAGCCUCAGGAACAAAUUCACUGCAGCCUGUAUCUCCAAAGCAGAAAGUGCAGAGGUCUCAGCCAGUACGCAUCAUGGCAGUCAGGUAUGGAAGCAAUAGAGCAAUGCCUUCCUCUUAAGAGUUCUGGAGCAAACCAACAUGGUGAGCCAGUGUAGCUCAAUAGAAAAAAACAUAGUCCUGGAUUCUGAUAAUAGAUCUAAGCGAACGACAUUUCCCCUCUGCUUCAGUUGCUAUCUGUGUUCAAUGGGACGAGUACUGUCUUAUUUUAGUGGUUUUGUACAGGAAUAAUCGAACCAGUCCUUGGCCUUAGAAGCCGUAGUAUAUAAAUUAAAUAAUACUUUGCACAGCAUUUCCUGAGUUUCAGAUAGAUGUCCGUGUGCUUCCCUGCCCUCCCACCUGAAACAUGAUUUCCCCUCCCUACCCCCUGCCAUGGCAUCUUUAACCAAAACUUAGGGUUACAUCUGCACCAACUUUAACUGAGGCUAAUACUGACCAGGUACCGACCUGAAAGCCUUCUUUUGUUCUGCAGACGCCUUCAAGAGGAGGAACAGUUCAGAACAUCCUCUUUGCCUGCCAUACCGAACCCUUUUCCUGAGCUUUGCAGCCCCACAAGCUCCCCUGUCUUGGCCCCUGGAUCUCUACCUCAGAAUCAGCCUGCAAAUAAACAGGUGAGAUUUGUCUUUUCUCUUGCAUUUUUAGAAUGGUUGACUGUUUUUAUCAUACUGAGUUCUUGAUUUUGGUGUUUUGGAACUGGCACCUUAAUCACAAGAAGAAGAGGAGAAAUGUAAUGUUUUACUAAAAAUACAACUUAUUUCCCACGAGUAGUGUAAAGACUUGUAAGUAACACGGUCUGCAGACUUCAGAGCUUUUUUUUUAAAAAAAGUCUUGUCCGUACAAAGCACAUCAAAAUCCUUCUGCAUACAGAAGGCUGUUCUAGUGAAUGAAGAAAUCCAAAUUUGGUAUGUUCUUUGACUUUUAGUACUGUAGGCAAUGACUCAUUUAUUUUGGAAUACCAAAAAGUUGCUUGGAGUUAUCAGUGACUGGAUUUAUAUGGCAUAUCCAGAGCUCUUACCUGCCAUCUUGCUGACUUAAUGUUGUUUCUACAGUAGCUGCAUUACUUUUUAAAAAGUAUUUAAUACAGCCAUGCAAUUAAAUUAGAAGGGAUUUUCUUUUGUCUUUCCUUGUCAUAGAAAUUAAAGAAGAAAAGGGGAGCAUCAGGAGGAAGGGAGCUGUGAGGCAUUCUAGCCAGUGAGAAAUAUCUUCAGCAUAAAAACCUCCAAUAUAAUUGUGAACUAAUUGGGUUUUUAUUGAACAGUGUCGGAUAAAUAACGUCUUUCACGGGUUUUUUUUCAUACAAACUGGUAAAUUUCAUAACAAAUCAGCCCUAGCUCAUGGGUUAUGAUGCUAACUUUUAAAACUACCCAAUGUUUGUUUUAAACCAGAACCCUUGUUUGAAUGUAAAUCUUCCUUGGAUGGGAUUCUUUAAAAAUGAAACUACCGUAUUUUUUGUCCUAUAGCACACACUUUUCCCCCUCCAAAAAUGGAGGGGAAAUGUGUGUGCUGAAGCCUGGAGAGCCCCACCACCAGCCCCACAAGCUCGGGGGACAGCGGGGAGGCGCAGCGCGCCAUCCCGCUGUCUCCCGCUGUGGUUUGGAGGCUGACGGCGGGAAGACGUGUGCUUCUCCCCGCCGCCAGCCCCGCAAGCUCGGAGGACAGCGCGGAGGCGCAGCGCGCCCAGGCUUAGCUUCGCGCAGCUCUCCGCAAGCCGUGGGUGCCCGGCGCUGGGCUCCCAUGCUUGCGGAGAGCUGCAUGUUCUGGGGGCUGGGGUCGGGGGAAGCUCGGGCUUCCCCAGCCCCGCGCCUGGGGGGAAAAAUAUUUCCCCCCCCCCAAAAAAAUUAGGUGCGUCCUAUAGGGCGAAAAAUACGGUAAAUUCUUACAAACUUCUCCCGGCCACACAAUAGGAAGAGGGGGGUGGGAGCACAUGACCCUGACCCCUCCCUCAGGCUUAUUUGGGCCUGUGUCCACGUAGCAUGAAAUCGUGGCUCCGUUUUGUGUCCAAAUGCCACUCUUACUACCAAGGCCAUUGCUGGUGAUCCCAUCAGAUUGCUUUUUGAAGACCCCUUUGCUUGUUACCGAUUUCCUACACGGAAGUCGCUUUCAUGUGGGAAACAGCAUGGUUUUUACAUGAAGUUGGUAAUGUGCUUUGCAGCUAGGAGUAAAUAUAUAUACCCAGGAACCUGCAGUUGGCUCUGGCUUCCGAGCAAACAUGCACACAGCAUAUGAGUAGGGUCACUGUGCCCUGUGAUGAAUGCAUUGAAAAUGUACUGUUCCCUGGAGAGAAAAAUAAUAAUGGCGGAAAGCAGCUCUAAUUUAUCUUUUCUAAUGGUACAAUAUUGAAGAUAUGAGUACAGUGGUACCUCUGGACACGCACACCUCCAGUUGCGUAUCCUUCAGGAUGCGAACGCGGCAAACAUGGAAGUAUUUUUCUGGGUUUCAUCCCACGCACAUGCGCAGAAGUGCUCUACCAUGCCGUGUGAAUGUGUAGAAGCGCUCUACCGCCCUGCGCACAUGCGCAGAAGCAGUCCCUCCGGUUGCGGAAACCUCAGGAUCCAACCGGAGCUCCGGGACGGAUCCUGUCCGCAGCCGGAGGUACCAUUGUACAAAGUUAUUUAGCUGCCUUAGUUCUUCUCUACGAGUUCACAACCAUUUUAAAAAUUUUCGAUUUGAAAGCCAUAUAAUAUGAAUUUGAUUUCACCCAAACAUUCCUUUAUUUGGCUUAUGGAUCUUUUUUUUCUUCUGGUUUCCAAUCCAGUGAGCAAAUCAACCCACUUUUCCAGCUCUCCUCCAUCCCAGUUAGCAAAUCACCCUAUAUAGUCCCAUUUUUGUUAAAAUGGAUGAAAUCGUACAGGAGAUGGGACUGAUGGGCACAGUUUGGUUUCUCCCAAAGUUAGAAAAACACUGUUGGGACUCUUCCUCCAGUUUUCUAACCUUUGUGUCAAUGACGACGACAACAACAACCACCCCCACGGCCCCCAAUACAACCCCUGCUGCCGGGGGAAGAGGCGCCAGCCGCAAGAGGCCUCACCCUACCCCCAGCUGGCAGCCCAUUGUCUUGCCGAGAUGGGGGUGGGGUGAUGGCCACCCUGUAGCCAGGUGAGUGGCACCUGGCCAGGUAACCCCGCACGGUGUCGCAAGCCCUGCCCAGGGAGGGGGUGAGUGGACAUUGCCACAGAAUGUGUUUGGGGGGAAUUCCACAGAGCAUUUCUCUAGUUCUUUUUUCCCCUUGCCUGGUUGACGAUACCAUUCAUCAAUUCAAACCAGACAGUUUGCCCGACAAUAGCUCUCAAAUCAGGAAACGACAACCCUCCUUCAUUUUAGUUGGUUUAAAUUAUUUUGGCUUUUAUUACUGGAUUUUUAAUAUUCCAUAUAAAGUUAUUAUUAAUCACUGCCAAAUCACCAGCUUAGGCUCUGUAAAGUUUAUUUUCAGAAGAAUACACAUUUUAACCACAGAUAUUCUACUUGCAAAAUAUAACUUGGAAAUAAUAACUUUUUAUUUUCCAUUCUAAAGCUCUAAUUGAUGUUAUUAAUUCAUUAGUAAUCUACUCGUUUGUACCUUUUAGUUUUCUUUCUGGAUUAAAAUGUUGGUCCCACAAUCAAAAUGUGUUUAAAAUACUGGCUAUAAACUUAUUGUCUGACUAAAGAAAGUAAGUUUUUCCUAAACCAUUGUGUUAACUGAAAAACUCAUUGUUUUAUGCAUUGACAGCUAAUGAAAGUAAUGUGAAAUAAUUAACUGUCUGGGUGCUCUGUCUUCACAGAGUAUGUUUCUUAAAAUAGGACUUCAGUUUAGUUGCAAGAGUAACAUUUAAUUAUUUAAACUCAACUAUCCAAAUAAAAACAGAGCGUGUUAGAGCUGUGCAAUAUGUAUAUAAGAGCAGCUCUUUAGGGUGGGUCCUGUAAAAAGUGAUCUGUAUGCACAAGAAAUCUAGCUCUUGAAGAAUGUGUAAGCUGCUGGAAAGCUUGAUCUGCAGCUUGAGGGAUCGUUUUGUGGCAGCAGACAAAGCUGUGAAUGUGAACCUCCUAAAACAAAGCUCUUCUCUGUUGUGGAAUUUGCAGGGCUGGAAAGGAAGCCAGCUGAGGGCAGCCUGAAAAACUGGUAGACAUUGUAGAAGGAGACCCGAGUAAGGUCAGGCAGGACAACAACUGGGGUGGUCAAAUAUUUGAUGCGUCGGGAAAGAGCAGGACUCACUGGUAAUUGGACUGACAUGGCUCCAUGGAGAGUUUUUCGUAGUGAUGUAAUGUUGGUGUUCUCUGUGCUGGGUGGGAGGCAGCAGGCAGCUUCCUUUGAGGUGAGUGAAAUGGAGAAAGGUCCCUCAUGUAAUGGAGGGUUUUUUUUAUAUAACAGUUUAGCACAACAAAGAGUUUGGUGAAGAACUCGAGUCAUGAAGCUUGGGUGGAGUUGAAAAGCUGCUUCCUGUACCUUCCAAGCAGGGAUGGCUAAUCCAUGCCCUUCCAGGUGGUGUUGGGUUUCCACUGCCAUUACCUUGGCUGGUGGAACUUAGGAACCCCAUAACAUCUGCAGGGCCGGGGAUUACCCAUCCGACAUACAGAAACACAUAGCCUAUAUUUGAGAUUCCUGCUUUCUGAGCUCAGGGCCUUUACUCCUGCCCUCAAAAUUUGAGGGUGGCGGCGGCGAUGAAUGGUAAAAUGGGACAGACAGCUACACAAUUUGUCCACAAAAUGUGUCAAUAACAACUGCAAAUAAUAAUAAUAAUAAUAAUAAUAAUAAUAAUAAUAAUAAUAAGCUAUUUAUACCCUGCCCAUCUGGCUGGGUUUCCCCAGCCACACUGGGCGGCUCCCAGCAGAAUAUUAAAAACAUGGUAAAACAUCAAACAUUAAAACAUUUCCUAAACAGGACUGCCUUCAGAUGUCUUCUAAAAGUAAGAUAGUUGUUUAUUUCCUUGACAUCUGAUGGGAGGGCAUUCCACAGGGCGGGCGCCACUACUGAGAAGGCCCCCUGUCUGGUUCCCUGUAACCUCACUUCUCGCAGGGAGGGAACUGCCAGAAGGGCCUCGGUGCUGGACCUCAGUGUCCGGGCUGAACGAUGGGGGUGGAGACGCUCCUUCAGGUAUACUGGGCCGAAGAUAAAUCUUGUUUCCACAGUAGGCAGCUAUGAUACCAUAACCUAAGUUUGAUUUUCUCUUAUGAAUGAAUGAAUGAAUUUAUUAUUUCGGUCACAGACCAGUUCCAGCUCACAUAUAAUAUCAAGAAAGUCAUAAAACACGAUAGGGAUACAUUUGCGCUUGUCUCUUAUGGGUAUAAACUAAAAUCUAACCCGUAAUGUAAGCUGUAAUUUCUAGUUGUGUACAAAUACUUUGGAUGCAAAAUUUGCAGCAGUGCCUGCUGUGCCAAAGGAUAUUAGUUGAAAGCAUCUUGUGUGAGUCAACGAAGGUUCCAGCUGUAAAAAUAGAAAAGGUCUUGCAAUUGCUCUUUAUACACCUCUGGAAAAUGUGCAGAUAGUUGUUUCACGUACCAAACGCUCCUCAAAGCUGUUUGUGCUAAUGUUUGUGCCCUUGUUCCUUGGAUCAGCUCUUGUAAAGCAAUUCUCCGUUCCAGUCUGCUAAAUACAAAGUAGAUCAGGGCUUCCUUUGUUUCAUAUUUGUUUGUUUGUUUGUUUGUUUGUUUGUUUGACUUAUUAGUCGCUUGUCACCCAAGUGACUUACAGCUGUACACAGACUACCAUAAGCGAAGAAAAAAGGGGAGAGCAAAACCAACACAACCCACCCUCCAUAUAAAUAAUAACAAAUAAUAUUAUACUCAGAUAAUAAAUAAUGCUUCCACCCACUAAUUAGCAAACAAAAAAAAAUAACCUCCCCCCUUUUAACCUCCCCAACCCACCCAAAAGUCUGGUAUCAGGCCAGCUGUUGCAAAUCUGCAGAGGGCUGGUGGAUCCCAUGUCCUCCUCCAGGGAUGGUCUGGAUUCCCUCCUCCUUUGGGGGUGGGGAGGGGGGCAGUAGCAAGGAAAGGAGAAAGAUGGCAGCAAACGUUUUACCUGCUUUGCCGUUGACCAAGCUACUGUACAUCUCCUGCUGCCAGUGGUGUUACUGGCAGCUGUAACUGUUCUGAAAUACAGUCAAACCUUGGUUUUCGAACGUCUCGGCUGCUCAAUGUCUCGGAAGCCGAACACAGAAAACCCGGAAGUGAAUGCUUCUGUUUUUUGAACGCACCUUGGAAGUCGAAUGGCUUCUGAGGCGCGUUUUUCCAUUUUUCUCAAUGGAACUGGCUGACAGCCCUUUGAUCCUUGGUUUUCGAACGUUUUGGAAGUCAAACGGACUUCUGGAAUGGAUUACGUUCGAAAACUGAGGUUCCACUGUACUUCAAGUAGAAGAUGAAGCUUGCAUGCCUGUUAUGUUCACGUGAACACAAAUUGCAUGUUGAGCCAGUAUGCUGAUGUGGGCAGAGUGUUGAGGUCUGGGUUCAACUUGGCAUGAAACUCAUUGGUUGCUAUUGGCUGUUACUGUCAUUUUUAAGUCCCAGCUCCUGCCAACCUAGCAGUUCGAAAGCACGUCAAAGUGCAAGUAGAUAAAUAGGUACCGCUCUGGCGGGAAGGUAAACGGCGUUUCCGUGCGCUGCUCUGGUUCACCAUAAGCGGUUUAGUCCUGCUGGCCACAUGACCCGGAAGCUGUACCCCGGCUCCCUCGGCCAAUAAAGCGAGAUGAGCGCCGCAACCCCAGAGUCGGCCACGACUGGACCUAACGGUCAGGGUUCCCUUUACCUUUUACAGUUCAUGUGAGCUAACUGCAGCAGUUGAAGGACAAGCAACCACCGGAAAUUGGGGACCUAAAAAGUGAGUUGUUACUGAGAUCUCUUCUUCUGGACCUGUUGCCUCUUGGCGCUUCGCUGCCCCUUAACUUGAUCACCUUGCUCCCCAGAAGGUGUAUUGGUUAUGAGCAGCUGUUGGCAUAAUCUUCUGGGUACAGGGCUUUUUCUGAUCCUCCUGGUUGCCCUUUUCUGAACGGUUUCCUUCUCCCAAAUGUCCUUUUUGAGGUGAGGUGACCAGAACGGUACUGCAAGUGCUGUCUUGGCAUAGAUUUGCAUAAUGGCCUUGCGAUUCCAGCACCAAGCCUGGACAUGAUAUCGGGCUUGCCAUUUUUAAUAAUCCGUUAACGUGGGCACCUAAGCAUGGAUGAAUUUAUUAAGUAGGUGAGUAUUCACAACUUUAUAAAUUAAAACUGGUGACAUGAAACCAUUGUACUAAAUGUCAUUUUAAGUCUCUCUUCAAAAUAAUAAAAUAGCAAAUUCCUACCCUGCCAACGGAGCAGUGUUAUCGGGUCCUUUUUGUGUGCUGGAGUACUGAAUGUUCAGCCAAUCUGGUGCUCUGAUUGGCUGAACAUUCUCACCCUUAAUGUUGAAUAGAGGGUGCCUCGUGCGGCUGAUGUAACUUGGAAAACUUUUUGAGUCAUUGUUAAAAGCAAUUGGCUCCUGCAUCUGUGUCUCGUGUAUUGAGAGGUCCUUUAAAUAUGAUUUCUGGAAUAAAUUUGUGAUUAAUUCUUAAACUCGCUCCCCUUUCCCUUCCACUUGAAGCGUGUUCUUGAGAAAACUUCCUGCAAUCAAUGUUUAUUCAAGAUAAAUUUGUUUUUUCUGAGGUUUUCUUAGCAGAGGCUUUUGGCUCCCGUCAUCCACUGUGCCGUUAAGUCACAGUUUCAACUCUGGCAGAAUUAAACUGAAAUAUAUGUUGUUGUAGCUGCUGCUGCUGCUGUAGCCUCUAGCAAAACUAAACUGAAAUUGUUGUUGUUGUUAUAGGAUUCCUUACUAGCCUGGAAAAACUUCUGUCUUGUAAUUCUGCUGUUAACAGCAGUUUGUUCUGCGGGAAAUGGCAGGUGAAGCUUUGCUGCAACACAACAAAAUAAGAGUAUCCCUUGCUGAUAUCUUCAGAUGUAGCCACACUUAGACUUGACCUAUAACAGCUACAACUGCACACUCAAACAGCUACAGAAGUUGGUUGAAAAGUUGACAACCCUAUUUUUUAAAGUUAGGUAUUGCACAUUGCCAAUGCAGUCGCAGGCAGUGCUUUUGUGUUGAAAAAAUCUGUUGUUUAGAAACAAGUCAAAUUGAGAAAAAAGGCUUAAGUUGCCUUGGAGCUUCUCACAGGUACCAUAUUUUUCGCUCUAUGGGACGCACCGGACCAUAGGAGGGGGAGAACGGGGGGGGGGAUUCUCCCCCUCUCUGCUCAGCGCCCCUUCAGCGAAGCGGCAGGAGAAACGGAGCCGCUUCCAUUUCUCCUCCCGCUUCGCUGAAGGGGCGCUGUGCAGAGAGGGAAAACUGUGCACCGACCCCUCUCGCUCUCCAGGCUUCAGGCGGCUAUCCACAAGCCUUCAGAGCGCGGCGGGAACUCCUGCAAAAAUUGGCCCGGCGGGGGUGACGUGGCUGGGAUUCAAUCUCCCGCCCCUGAACCGGGUCAGCAAGAGGGUCCAGAUGCCCUGGAAGGUGAGCGGACUUGUAUGCCAAGGCCCCGUGCCCUGUAGUUCCUCAUUGAUUAAUAAACACACCAUGAUAAUUGAUUAAUAAAUUAAUUGAUUAAUAAACACACCACUGUACUGAGUAAAGUGGUACCUCUGGUUGCAAACGGGAUCCGUUCUGGAGCCCCGUUCGCAACAUGAGCAGAAUGCAACCCGCAUCUGUGCGCGGGUCGCAAUUCGCGGCUUCUGCGCAUGCACGUGAUAUCAUUUUGAGCGUCUGCGCAUGCGCGAGCAGUGAAACCCAGAAGUAACCCUUUCCGGUACUUCCGGGUUGCUGCAGGACGCAACCUGAAAAGAUUUAACCUGAAGCAAACGUAACAAGAGGUAUGACUGUAUUUUGGAUUAUGGGCUAAAACAGGCCACAAUUUUAUUGGUUACCGAUGUGAGGGUUUGGCUUAGGCACUGGGUGAAACCAGGCUAUAUCUUGACUCCCGCCCAUCUGCAGGGAGUCAAAAUAAGGGUAAGCCACCAGAAGGGGGAGCCCUAUGACUUACAUUAAAUAGGGGCACCCCAAGGGGUCCCAGUUGGGGUCGUGGUGUGGCCCUAGCCCAUGCUCAGGCUUCAGACAGAAUCCACACCCCCAGAUCCCUUUAACAGGAUACCCUUAUCGAGGAGGGGCAGGUGAAGGUUACAACCUCCCCUCCAUUAAACAGAGGGGCCGGCCGGCUCAACCAUAGCACAGACCUGGCCCUGUUCAGGUGACGUUCCCACUUGCUUUAUUUGCUGCCUGUUUUACAAAAGCUCCUUGAGAGAGACUUUGCAUGUACCUUCGCUAUCCAUGAAAAUCUUUCAGUAAAAACAAUAAUAGCAAAAGCUCCUCGAGCCCUCAGAGGCCGGCGCUGGGCUUAAAGGGUGCAAUGGGGGGAAGGGGGGAGGAGACUGCAAGCGGGAGAGAAGGGGUCGCUGCUGCAGCAGCCGGCUUUGGGGAAGUUCAAGUGCUUUCUUCCUGCUAGCUGAGCUGUUGCAAAUGAUUCGGCAAAGGAACUGCCAGUCCACGGAGCAGGCUUGGUUUGGGCUUUAGAACGGCUCUUUUCUCCUUGUGAACUUUUGUAGUAACGGAAAGUGGCUUCUGGGUUCCUGCGUGAUGUGCUGGCACCUCUUUGUUUAAUGCAUGUGGGUGGGCAUAAAAGCAAUAUCUUUUUCUUUUUUAAUUUUUUCUGGGGAGCAUAAUUUGGAAGUCUAUGGGUUGCGAGGGCCAGGAUCACAUCAGUCACAGGAAGGGCUGGGAUUGGUCUCUCCAGUGUGGUUUGAUUCCGUACCUUAAAAGAUGGUGCGUCACCCUUUGAAUGACGCUCUGGGCGAGUUGCCUGCCUUCCUCCAGGAAAGGGUGCACAUUUUGACGGAGGAACUCUGUGACCGACUCGGGUACAGUGAUCUGCUGAAAUUGCAAAGCAACCUGUUGGAGUGCCAACAGGUUGCAGGAGAGGUAAAGAGCAAACUCUUUCCGAAAGAGAUUACCUAUAUUUUAAAUAUGCCAUCCUGUUCUUCUGACUACUGCCUUUUUCAUGCUGUUGAGGUAAGAUUAUUUCUCUCUCCCACCAUCUCAUUACCUCAUUCCAUCCCCCCUCCCCAAAAAGAAAUUACUUUGUUUUCCUGGGAACUAUAAUGUGCCUCUUAAAUUAACACAGGGUUAAAUCUUGAUGCUCUGCGUUUGGGAAACAUUUUUUUGCAGAGUUAAUGCUAUUGAAGUAACAUAAGGCUGUAAUAAGGAAUCGUCCAUCUAACUGUGAGGGUCAUAGAGAGCUUGCUAACUAUAUUAUUUCCUUAUUAAUACUUAGAGCCUAUACAGUGUGUCUAUAUUUAGUUGCAAAAGAAUAUUGGAAUCCAGGGAAGGAGGUAGAGGGAAGUGUGUGUGAAUAAUGCUCAUAAUGCAUCUUUUGAUUUUAAACGCCCACAAGAUAACCAUAUUUUCAAAGGACAGAUUUUCCGUUGAGUUUUACUGCACACUAAAAGAAGGACCUAUCCUGGACGCUGUGAGAUUAGCACCUCUCACCCCUCCGAAAAACCAAAACAAAACAAACUUCUUUCUGAAGCCCUGGUGUAGGAUAUAUAUUAAUUUUUCAAUUAGUACUACUAUGGUGUAUUUUUGCUGGCAUAGUGCGUUAUCUGUGUCCCCUCUGUCCAACCUUCCUGGAGAAGACCAACAAUAUUGCAAAAUAAAUUAUGUUUCCGGAGCCUGGGAAUUCAAGAAGCAUCAAGUACAGAUUAUGAUUUUGUGGGAGCACAGAAGCGCAGAAUAUGUAUUUUUGUUUAUUCUCUAUCUAGUCAAUAUAGGUAGAGAUGCACUUAAACGAACACACUGUUUGUCUGAGUGUCUGCAUGUGCACACGAAUAAGGUUCCAGUGUCCUUCAAAACUCCUUGCCUCUUCCCAGAGUAAAUCUUGCAGAUUAUGCUUAGUUGGCAGAAUUUGGGUUGUACCUUGGUACAGAACUUUACUACUUUAGUGCAGAAUAUAAACAGUACUGAUCACGUAGAAGAGAUCAGUUUCUUUUUAAAAAUGUUUUGAUUGCUAUUUUAAAGGCAUAUAUGUUUUUUGUAUUGCAGGAUAUAAAAGUCUUUACAGAAGACGGAACAUGCAAAGUGGUCGAGAUCCUAGCAGAUAUGACAGCCCGGGACCUCUGCCAGUUGCUCGUUUACAAAAGUCAUUGUGUGGAUGAUAACAGCUGGACCCUAGUGGAACAUCACCCUGUCCUAGGAUUAGGUAGGGAAGGAAGUUAUCUUAUAUCCAGCACAUAGCAAUAAAUCGGCCCACUUUUUCCAGGUGAUCUGCUUUAAAUAUUACGAAUGGAUUUCUGUCUGUUAUAGGUGAACACUUGGUGCAACAAUUAAGAUGCAAUAUAUCUGAGCUUGGGUUUAUGUUGAUUUUAAUUUAUCUGUAAUAGAGGGUAACAAAUACCUGGCGGAUAUUGACAUUCACGUGUAAAUUUUGAGGAUCCCAGAUAAUUUUUAUGAAUGCCCCCUAAAUAUAGAGUGUGAACAGAGUGACAUUAGGUGACAAUAUUCACUGACUGUGUAUGUAACUCUUGUGGAGGGAGACAUGCACAAAACGUAUCUGGGCAUUCUUUGUAAUACUGUACACUGAUGGUUUUGUGUGUGACUUUGGCAAAUGAACAGUUUAUGCAAAUAAAGCUGGACUCCCAGAAGAGAAUUUGAUGUCCUAGACCAUAGGUAGGCAAACUAAGGCCCACGGGCCGGAUCAGGCCCAAUUGCCUUCUGGAUCCGGCCCGUGGACAGUCUGGGAAUCGCUGCAUGGAUUGCCAGCGCGCACAUUCUUUCCCUCUCCCUCACACGGUGGCGGCGGUGGCGCCUUCUCCUCCCUCCCUCCUCCUGGCUUCUCUCUGCCCUGCCUAGAGGAGGAAGGGGGCUACACUUUGUUGGUGCCAGCAGCGCUCGACCGGCCACCAUUUUAAGCAGCCCCUCUCCAGAGCCCUUUCGCGCGCAGCUCAUCGUCCCGCCGCCAGCCCCUGCCGCUCGCAAGAGACAGGUAAGCAGCCACCGGGGCUCGUGGUGCUCUUGCAUCAUCCCCCCCCCCAAAUAUAGUCUGGACUGCCCCCUGCUGAAAAGGUUUGCUUACCUGUUGGAAUGAAUCCACGACAGACAAGUGGCAGGUGUCAUAUGAGAGGCGUCUGCCGGGGCAAGCCCCGGGAACUCUCUUUUAUUGAAUAUUACAAACAUUGCCACAGGUGUGCUUGUGGCUGAUUGGUUGAUACAAACACAAAGCAACUUGUUGCUGAUUGGUUAACAUAAGUACAAGGCGGGAAUUACAUAUAAACAUUAAUCACCGAUAGAUUAAAGGCUGGGAAACGGAGCUGGAACUAGACAGGCAUGAAGCCUCCUAAUUAAAUUAUAACUAAAGAUUAAUAUAACAUGACUAAAACAAUUACUAAUGAUUGAUCAUAACAUGAAAGAAUAUAAUAAUCGAGUUCCGUAGAUGUGGUCAGCUAUGCAUUAAGAGCAGAUCAUAUUGUUUGUUCAUGAACUUAAGAUGGACUGAGGAAUGAGGGAAUGUCUUGGUGUUUAGAACAGGUUUGUACAGUGUGUGCAGAAGCAGAGAAAAGAUUAUAAGCGAGACUUCCCAGAAUGCAAGAGAAAAGAAGCAAUACUUCUCCCAUAAUGCCACAGUUAUGUGCAGAAAGAGAACUUCCCUUUACUUACCCCUGUCCUAGACAGCUCAGCCGAUCCCCAGGCUUGGGUCUCGAGCACCCUGCCAUGGCUGUCUACUUAAGAAAGCCCCACACAGGGAGAGAUGCUUUCUUGGACUUUGUUUCAGGAAGGUGGAAAUGGCAGCAGCACAUCAUGCUGCAGCAUGGAAGUUCUUGCAUAAGCCUUGACACUCUCCCUUCCAGGCAGCAACUCUUGCUGGAAUUAAGAAGCCGUGGUUACACAGUUGGUGCGGGAGAACUAUGUGGAACUGGUUUAAUGGUAUAUACCUGGAAACUGGAUGCUGCCUCUCUGUGUCUCUCUUCCUGUAUCCUUUCUUUCAGAUUUGUUAGUGGUGUGUUGCGCUGUAUAAUCCUCUUCACUCCAAAAAGGUUCCUGAGUAAUGUGUCCAUGUAAUAAGGCAUUAACAGUGAAUUUCAUUUUGAUGGAUGUUGUUCUGAGGCAGUGAAAGAAGGCAUGGUGUUGGUGGGAGUUAUGAGUGUCAGCAAUCUAAAAACAUAUUUUUAAAUAACAAGAGUCCCUUUGAUUAGAGAUAUUUUAUGGGGGCCGUUUAUCAUAUUUGUGAAGUCUUAAAUAUCAAUGUGAUUUGACUUUAAAAAGUUAACUGUAUGAUUCUUGGAAAGUAGUACUUUUUGAAAGAGACUUGUAGACUUGCCAAAGACAUAUGGAGGAAAACAGAAAAACAUUUUGAAUGAUGUUCUUCUUUUAACCGAUUCUCACUUUAAAAUUCUAGGUUCUCGUUUUAUAGGGCCUUUCCCACCCAAGAUUAUCAAGGUUCUUGUGUAAACAGAGGCUUUUGUCCUUUGUGUCCAAUAUCCUCCUUCUGCCAGAUUCUUUCAAUGAUGCCACAAUUCAGUGUCUGUGACAUCACAAUAGCUUCCAUGGUGACUAAUUGUGCUGUCAAACUCUGCUGUGUGACAUCGCUGAAUGAAUUAGGCAGCAGGCUGAUGAGGAAAUCAAAAGCUUCUGUUUACAUACACAAAUAACUUGGUAAUUCACAAUGAUGGGAAAGGAACAUUAUGCCUAUCAGUCAGUAUUUUGCUUCAGCUGCAUUCUGAAUUUAGUUGAAAUCCGUUUUGUUGCAGAUCCAGGAUUUGCACAACAUGUAAAUGAGAGCGCUCUCUCUCUCCACUUUUCCCGCAACAUGUGCAAUUUUAUACACUUCUGAUCAUGUCCCUUUUUACUUGCCUUUUUUCUAAAUCAAAGAGCCCAAAAUGCUGCAACCAUUCCUCAUGGGGUAUUGCUCUGAGCCCUUGAUGGUUUUCGUUGUCCCUUUGUGAACCUUUUCCAGCUCCACAACAUCUUUUUUUAGAUGAGGCAACCAGAAAAGUAUGGAGAAUUCCAAAUGGGAAUACUCUCCAAAUUUUAUUGAACGAGGUGCAGCUCUUACAAUCCUCCCUCUGGGAACCUGCACAUUUGUUCGUUCACACUAAGCCUUGCUUUAUCUUAGCAUUGCAUUUAAACUGGGACAUUGAUUCCUUUAGAAUCAGAAGUACUAGGGCCCUGGGAAGUUCUGAUGGCAAUUAUUUAGCUGUGUUUUUUAGUAGGGCCCCCACCAACAAUUUUGAAGCUUCAUUCCCAUACCCUGUUUGCAACGCAACACCAUCGCAAGGUGCUCAGGUUAUCUCCUCUGCUCAAGUUGUCCAUGAGAUGGUGGACAGUGGAAUUCAGUCUUCAGAAGGGAACUCCUUUUCAUGACCCUCAAUGAACUUUGAUCAUAACAGAUGCCAGUUUGUAGGGUUGGGGAUGCACAUUGCCAAGGGUACUUCGUACAGAGGUGCUGGACACCAGCAGAGCUGGCACACUUCAUAUCAUUCAUUCAUUCAUUCAUUCAUUCAUUGUAUUUGAUAGACUGGGAUUUUAAUGUGUUUUCUAGCUCCAGUCUCAUUUCUUUACAUUUAGCUUCUAGGGUUUCCUUUUAUAUGAGUGGGAAAUAAGUCCAUCUAUGUUUAUGUUCCAGCUCUGUUUUCUUUUCAUUGUUUUUUAAAUGUUUUUUCCUUUUAAUUUAUAAUUUUAAUAUAAUUUAUAUUUCUGCAGACCUAGGGUGUUCUCUGAAUGUGUAGAAACUACUUCUUUAUUUUAUGUGGCCCCAUUUUCCUUUCAAAUUGGUAGAUCUCUACAACUUAAGUUGACUGUUGGAGGGAAUGCUGGGAUGCCCACACUUGGAAUAUUGUGCUGUUUCAAGAAGUAUACAGUGGUACCUCAGUUUAAGAACAGCCCUGUUUACGAACGAUUCGGUUUACAAACUCCGCAAAACCGGAAGUAGUGUCCCAGUUUGCAAACUUUACCUCUGUCUAAGAAUGGAAGCUGAACUGAGGAAGGGCACCAGCGGCAGGAGGCCUCAUUAGGGAAUGCACAUCUCAGUUUAAGAACGGUUUUGGUUUAAGAACGGACUUUCGGAACGGAUUAAGUUCAUAAACCGAGGUACCACUGUAUUGUUGCUGAACAUGCAGAAUAAAGCAGAAAAAGCAAUCAGGAACCUGGAGGUCCUUCACUACAGAAGGGUUUUUUUUACUUUGAGAAGAGAAUGCGGGGCUAAAAGGAUAUGAUGGAUUCAUGCAAGAUAUAGAGAAAGUUGAUAGAAGUUUUUUGCCCUCCCUUAUAAUGCUAGAUCUUGGGUUAACUGUCAGCCAGUCAAACUGAAUGGCAGGAGAAGAUGGUCAGACAAAAAAUACAUCACACAAUGCUUAAUAUAUUUCAUGAAGUUUGCUACUACUAGAUGUGGCAAUGGCCAUUUAUAAAGAGAACUAGACAUCUCUAAAGGGACCCCUGACCAUUAGGUCCAGACGCGGAUGACACUGGAGUUGCGGCGCUCAUCUCGCUUUAUCGGCCGAGGGAGCUGGCGUACAGCUUCCGGGUCAUGUGGCCAGCAUGACUAAGCCGCUUCUGGCAAACCAGAGCAGUGCACGGAAACGCCGUUUACCUUCCUGCCAGAGAAAACACUUUGACGUGCUUUUGAACUGCUAGGUGGGCAGGAGCAGGGACCGAGCAACGGGAGCUCACCCCGUCGCGGGGAUUCGAACCGCCAACCUUCUGAUCGGCAAGCCCUAGGCUCUGUGGUUUAACCCACAGCACCACCCGCGUCCCAUAGACAUCUUUAAGUAAGGGAAAUAUGUCAGCUGCUAGUCAUGAUUCCUAUUAGAAAUCCCCAGAGUUCAGAAGCGGAAGCUAGGGAGCAUUGCGGUGGAGGGCUGCCCUGCUCAUGGGUGUUGCAGAGACAUCUGGCUGGUCAGUGUAGGAAACAGAAUGCUGGAUGUGAUGUCUUGAACUGGCCUGAUCCAGAUCCCGCCCCACCUUGCCCACACAUGACUUAUGCCUGUUAACUGUGGUUAACAGAGUAACCCCAUUUAUGCUGGACCCGCACAUUGACUACCAAACUUGGCUAUUUCUUCUGCAAUAUUAAAUAAUAGGUAACAGCACUCAUAUAACCACAUUGUUAUGCAGAUGUUUUUGGGCCUUCCUGAAUUAAUACUUUCCUUGGAAGGAGAGACGGGGAGGACCAUUUGUGUGAUAUUGGGUGGUCCUAACAUCUGAGCUAGUGUCCUGUUUUAGAACAGUGGUUUUCCCAGUAUAUUCUGGGAAACCUUGGCAUUUCUUAGAAAUUUAUCAGCAACUACUCAGCGGGAAGAUCAGUAAUGGACAUACCAAUCUUCUUUAGUUUACAGCCUGAAGGGAAUGUUUGCUGCAUUCUUGGGCACACAGUCCAUGUCCUUUAUUUAUAUGUGCGCGCGCACACACAGGAGCACAAACCUGCUUCCACUGUUUACUAAGUCAAAAUAUUUUAUUUUCUGUUCUGUUCUUAGAGAGGUGCUUAGAAGAUCAUGAGCUUGUUGUGCAAGUUGAGUCUACAAUGGGAAGUGAAAGUAAAUUUUUGUUCAGGAAGAACUAUGCAAAAUAUGAAUUUUUUAAGAAUCCUGUGGUGAGUAUCCUGUUGUUUUUUUCAUAAUGUCUGUGGUCUGGGGGGGGGGGAUGUCUUCUCCAUGUGCCUUCUACACUGUAUAAUUUGGACUGGGUUUUAAAACACUAGAUGGUAUCAUAAUAUGAAAGAUUCUUACAACAUAUAUGUAGAAUAACUCCCAGCAGAAUUACUAGUAGUAAUAAGGAAUGCUAACUCCCUGUGGAUUCCCACGCCCUCUGCUUCUCAUUUUUCAUGAAGAAACCUGCAGAAGAUAGUCUUGUGAAGAGGCACCCAUCCUUCUCUUCCGGAGGGGGCAUUGCUCAUUUGUUAAGUACCUUCUUUGAAUGCAAGAGGUUCUCAGUUUGAUCCUUGGCCUCUCCAUUUAGCAGGAUCUCAGGAGGGCUGGAAAAUACCCUAGAGAGCUACUGCCAAUCAAAGCAGAGAAUAUGGAAUUAUAUGCUCUAACCCUGUAUAAGGCAAUUUCAUAAAUUCACUGUGUCAUCAUCCAUCAUUGUAUGCCUCAAAACAAGCUGCAUGGUUUUACUGACAAUGGCAGUAAAUGAUGAUUGCUCUGAAUAUCAUAAAGCUUGUUCCUCAUUAUUUGUGAAGCAAAUAAUACCAUUUGAGGCAAAUGGACUAUCUGUUUCUCAGCCCAUUCUUCCACAAAUGUUAAGCCUAGUUAAAUUAAACAUUUGAAUUGCUUAAGAUGUGCCUUUGAGUAUUUAUGGGAUCAUUACAAGCCUUGCACAAAUGCCCUUGUAUGGCAAAAGCACAGGAGUCAAAGACUGUUUGCAUACUACGGGCUUCCUCAACCUUGGCCCUCGAGAUGUUUUGAGACUACAGUUCCCAUCAUCCCUGACCACUGGUCCUGCUAGCUAGGGAUCAUGGGAGUUGUAGGCCAAAAACAUCUGAAGGGCCGAGGUUGAGGAAGCAUGGCAUACUGGUUCUGGGACUUUUAGACUUCUCAAAUUAGAAGGGUCUCCAAAAGGCCUCCAGUGUAAUCCUCUGCAGUGCCGGAAACACAACUAGAGAUGGCCUCUAACAGAGGGCCACCCAGCCUCUGUUGAAAACCUGCCUUGAAGGAGAGCCCACCACCUUCUGAGGUAGUCCAUUCCACAGCUGAACAGCUCUUACUGUCAGAAAGGUCUUCCUAAUGUUUACUCACAGUCUCUUUCCUUGUAACUUGAAUCCAUUGCUUUGGGACCUGUCCUCUGGAGCAGCAGAAAACAAGCUUGUUCCAUCUUUCAUGACAGCCCUUCAGAUAUUUGAGGAUGGCUAUUAUAUCAUCUCUCAGCCUUUUCUUCUCCAAGUGAAACAUACACAGCUCCCUCGACCAUUCCUCAUAAGGCUUGGUUCCAGAUCAUCCUCCUCUGCACAUGCUCCAGCUCUGAUGCAGUCCUGUGAGCUGCUGUGCCAGAAAAGGAGAUGCAGCGCAUUGGACUUGAAAGCAUUGAGCACUGAUGCUUACCCUCUUAAAAGGGAUUUAUACCUUUGCAAAAGUUGUGUUCUCUGACCUGGAAGCCCUAAUCCCAGAUAUGUGAGGGCUAGCUAGUUAUGAUUAAGGGAGGCACCCUACACAUUCUCUUAAGACGUCUUUAAUUGUAGCUUCCAGAGAUUAAGACUUCCAGAGCUGAACACUUGGGGAAGUUUGGUUUACACUAAUCUUUAUCUUGUUAUAUUUUUCCAUACUUCUAUCAAUAUAUUAACCAGUGAGUGACAUAGUUCAUUCAGCUAGGUCUCCAGAUUUUGGUGAACUCUAUUAACAGCCCUCUCCAGUGGACAGGGGCAAUGGGAGGUGUCUACCCUGCUUCAGAGGAAGUUCAUCCUGUGUACAAAAGAGGUUUGAAGCAUCCUGAUGCCGUAAUGUUACCCUGUCUCUUUUUUCUCUCUCUUCCUCACACUCCCCAGAACUUCUUUCCAGAACAAAUGGUUGCUUGGUGUCAGCAGUCAAACGGCUGUAUUCCACAGUCACAACUUUUACAGGUAGGCUGAAGUAGAGUUGGGAGUAGUUUUCCAUGUUAAGAAACUGAGUAUAUCAUUGACGAGUUUGGGUCUGCAGAUGCAUGCUUCAAGGCUAGUUGAAUGGAUACUCUAUUGUCGUUUCAAUAAAUCUCAGCAUUUAUGUUUAAAAUAUUCUAGGCCUAUUCACAGGUUACCGUUUUUACUUCCAUUAUGGGGGGGAAAGGGUAACAGAAACAGGAUAUGACAAAGCCAUUGGUUCUUUUGGAGGGUGGCAAACUCACAGAACCCGGUUGUUUAACUAGGGUUGCAAAAUCUCUUGAGGCUCAGGCUGGGAGCCAGAGUCAGCCCACUCCUUAAGCAGAGUGCAGUGGCAUUCUCAAGCAUCACAUUAUGGAUGUCACCAAAGGACAGAAAGGUCCUUACACAAAGGCAUCCAUGCGGGCAGCAUGGUGCACUGUGAGGGGCAAGAUGGGAACUGAGGAUGGAGCAUGCCUGGUCUAUAUCCUGGUGGCGGUGUUCUUGUUGGAGUUGCUCUGUAUCCAGAGAGCAUCCUCAGCAGUGUGGGUGUGACUGGCAGGUUUUGAGGACUGGGUCCUUCCUAUGGAUGUUUGUGGAGAAGUGUAAGUGUAAGUUACACCGCGCUUUAGAUGGCUUAACUUAGUCCAGUUUGGUUCUGGUGUUACCUGCUCCUGCCAUGCACCUCUUUCUUGUGCCGGACAUCUCCCUCUCUGGCAGACAUAUCUUACACGGGAGUAGGAGGGUUUUGCUGAAUCCAGCCCCUGUUCCAGCCAGGUGUAUCUAGGGGUUGGAUUGCAACCAAAGUUUCCAUUUCUCAUUUCUAUUUUACUAUGCUGGGUUUGGCAUGAUCAGCUAAAAAUCUCAGUCCAAUUUAAAGUCUUAUUAAGUUUUAGUAAUAGUUUACGAGUAUCUUCUCUGCUUUUAAAAAAAAAUCCCGUCUAUUUUUCUACUGGAAGUUUCUCACACAAAGUUCAUUACUAUUUCUCCUGAAGUAUAAUAAGAGAAAGAGACUAUUUAUUUUAAAUACCUAUUUGUUUUUUUCUUGAUUUGCUUUCAUUUUUAUAAAUUUUUUCACUUUAUUUUUAUCUGCUUUUGUUAUUUCAGCUUAAAUAUUCAUUCUUUUUAAAAAGUAUGAUCAUUUACAUUUUUACAUUUAUUUUUAAACAUCUUUUUCAUAGCCUCCACGGCAUCUAUAUCUACAUCUAAUGAUGUUUUAUGCUUAUUUAAAAUGAUUUAAAUAGCACUCUUAUUAACCUGUAUAAGCCUCUGCUAUUUAGGCAUGUUGAUAUAUACUGCAAACUCCUACCCCCACAGAGGUCUCUCAAGUCGUUAAAUUAAUGUCUUAUAUCUUUCAAUGAUUUUGCAUAACCCCCAAUUGUUUUCAUUAAAUUCUACUUUUCUGUAUAUCAUAUUAGUUAUCUCCUAUAUCAGUCCAUAAUUAACCUGCCAAUGAAUUAUACUGAAAUACCAAAUAUCUCUAUUGAAGUACUGGGCUAUCAAUUUAAGGUGGUCCUUUUCCACCAAGUCUUGCAUUUCCAAAUAGUGUCUCAUGCAUUUUCAUUUAAUCUCCAACAGAAUUUUUUAAACUCAAAUAGUUGUCCUGAAAUCCAAGGAUUUUUGCAUGUGAAAGAACAGGGGAGGAAGUCUUGGAAGAAGCAGUACGCUUGCCUGAGGAGAUCUGGACUUUACUGCUCUACGAAAGGGUCUUCAAAGGUAAUUUCACUUAGGUUAGUUUAACAAAGGUAGGCUUUAUGCUUUGAGGGUGCCUCUUCUGAAAAAUAAUUAUUGGUAUUUGAGCACAAUCCACAGGAAAGCUCUUUUGCACAAGCCCCAUUAGAACAAAGCCAUUAAGUGGUACACUUCUUGAUGAUCUCAAUUCGAGUUAAAGUCAAAGUGUUAAGUUAAAAAUAUAUAUCUUAUUCAUUGCUCAUAACUGUUAUUUUAAAGUGAUAAGAGUUUCUAAAAUAUUUUCAAUCUGCCUUUCUGGCACUCGCAGGUAUGUCCAAAGUCUGUUUCAGGGGCCUAAUCCAGCCUGCCGGUUGGUUUAAUCUGGCCCCUGUGGCAGUUUAUUUCCUGGGGGAAAAUCCUAAAAAAAAACCUCAACAACUACAACCCUAAAAAAGCUCAACAACUUCAAUCCUUAAAAAAGGUCAGCUACUUUGCUUGGCUAUUUGAUCGGCUCUCAUGGCCCUUCACUUCAUUUAAUCUGGCCCUCUUUGCAAAAAGUUUGGACACCACUGCUGGCAUUUGACAACAAUUUAAAAUAUAUAGUCAUACCUCUUGUUACGUUCGGUUCAGGUUACGUUCUCUCAGGAUAUGUACCGCAGCGACCUGGAAGUAAUGGAACGGGUUAUUUCCGGGUUUCGCGCAUGCGCAGAUGCUCAAAAUGACAUCACGCGCAUGCGCAGAAUCGGCGAAUUGUAGCACACGCAGACGGGGGUUGCGUUCUGCUCAUGUUAUGAAUGGGGCUCCGGAAUGAAUCCCGUUCGCAACCAGAGGUACCACUGUACAGUAGUUUGAGAAGCAAACCAGUUUAUUUAAAAUGGCAGAAUUGUUACCGUAUUUUUCGCCCUAUAGGACGUGCUUUUUCCCCUCCAAAAAUGAAGGGGAAAUGUGUGUGCGUCCUAUGGGGCGAAUGCAGGCUUUCGCUGAAGCCUGGAGAGCGAGGGGGGCGGUGCGCACCGACCCCUCUGCUCUCCAGGCUUCGCGGACCUCUCCGCAAGCAACUGGAGCGCUCCCACGGCUUGCAGAGAGCUGCCUGUUUGGGGGCUGGGGUCGGGGGAAGCUCAAGCUUCCCCCGCCCCAGCCCCGCGCCUGGGGGGGAAAUAAUUUUUUUCCCUUUAUUUCCCCCCCAAAAGACUAGGUGCGCCUUAUGGAACGUGCGUCCUAUAGGGCGAAAAAUACGGUAUAUUUGUCAAAUAGAAUAACAAAACUGCAGCUGCUCAUGGUAUACAAUUUGUCAGUUUAAAAAUAUAACAAAAUGUAAAAGCUAAUGCUAGAGAAGAACUUCUAAGACAAAAGGGUCUUCAGAGCUUUUCCUAAAAGCAGAGGUGUGCAUUCCAUGACAGAGCAGGUCCUACUUUGCAGUAUCACUGGCUUGAAUCUCUGAACGUUGUGGUCUUUGGUCUCCAUCAGAUAUUCUAAGGUGUAUGUGCUUCAUAUGGGGAAGGGGAUGUGCAAUGCAACGUAAAAAGAGGCAGACUGACUACAGUUUAUGAAGCACCCAAUACUGUGCUUUAGUAUAUUGAUUGUCAGUGAAAUGCCACAGGUAUUUAGACCAGUUCACUGCAGCCAAAGAAACGGAUUUUUAAAUCAUUGUAUCUCAUGUUGGAUGUGGAAUGGUUCGUGCUCUUGCACAAUUACAUUUUGACUUUCGUAUCAAUAACCCUUUAGAGUGUCUUCACUGUCCUCGUAUGGCCGUACUUUUACUUUCAGGGAAUGGGCCAGUUGAAGUGCCUUAAUGCUGUAUCUUUAACCUUUGCAACGCUUCCCAUAGGAACCAAGGCACCUGCAGUUGUUAGCAGACCUUGAAGAUAGCAACGUUUUCUCACUGGUAGCAGGCAAGAAGCUCCACAAUGCUCCUACAGAUUAUGGAUUUUGUAUAAAGGUAAUCCCUCCUACUGGACAUAACUGUCAGGGGUCCUUUACCUUUAGAGCAUCGGUUCUCAACCUGUGGGUCCCCAGAUGUUAUUGGACUACAACUCCCAUCAUCCCUAGCUAGCAAGGCCAGAGCUCAGGGAUGAUGGGCGUUGUAGUCCAACAACAUCUGGGGACCCACAGGCUGAGAACUGCUGCUUUAGAGGGACGAGGGUGGCACUGGUCUAAACCACUGAGCCUAGGGCUUGCCGAUCGGAAGGUCAGCAGUUUGAAUCCCUGCGACGGGGUGAGCUCCCGUUGCUUGGUCCCAGCUCCUGCCAACCUAGCAGUUCGAAAGCACACACAAAAGUGCAAGUAGAUAAAUAGGUACCGCUCCGGCGGGAAGGUAAACAGUGUUUCCGUGCGCUGCUCUGGUUCGCCAGAAGUGGCUUAGUCAUGCUGGCCACAUGACCUGGAAAAACUGUCUGCGGACAAACGUCGGCUCCCUUGGCCAGUAAAGCGAGAUGAGUGCCGCAACCCCAGAGUCAUUCAUGACUGGACUUAACUGUCAGGGGUCCUUUCCCUUUUUAAUCCCUCCGGUUAUAGUAGAUAGUUUUAUUUGUAAUUAGAAAUAUUAAAACCCCUACGUGGCUGUGGACUCUUCUUCCUUGGAGGUUUAUCAGCAGAGGUUGGGUGGCCCUCUGCCAUGGAUGCUUUAGUUGAGAUUCCUGCAUUGGUGGGGGUUGGACCACAGAGGCCCUUUGAACUCUACAAUUCUAUUAUUCCAUAUCACGUAGUUUUAAAAAUAACAUUACAGUUUUAGUUAUCUUGCGGAUUUUCUCUUCGUCAGGACCUACUAGGAAAGAUGAUCCAAGAUCAGGUUUAUCGCGUUUAAGCCCAGAUCCCUUUUUUGAUCUGAGUGGUUUCUGUCAGCCCCACUUGCUAAAUGUUUGUGCCGUGACAGCUGCUGCUCUUAAAAUAGACUGAGAUACAUCAGAGGAACGAGCUCCCCAGGCUUAGCUUCCCAGCGCUGUCUCUUAUAUUGCCCUGGUUGUCAUGACACAGUAAGCUAAACAAUGGCUUACUGGGACCACACAAAUGUGCAGGAGCUGGGAGCUGCUCAGUGUUCCCCCUGCCCUUCUUGCUCACAUGCCAUUCUGAGCUAAGCCAAGGAUUGACUUACGAUGGCGUCACAGGAAUGACUCAGAAAAAGGUAGUUUCAUGGAUACAGGACAUGGUUAGUGAGGAAAGAGCUUAACCACAAGCAAAUCUCAAAUCACACCUGAACUCUGAACCUAUUAAGUGAUGUCAGCAAGCCAGCACUCUUGGCCUCUGUUCCUACAUCUGCGAAAAGGGGGUUAUAGCCCUUACAUGCCUUGUAGGAUGGAUCGUGUUUGGUUGCCUUUGCUGUGAGAAUAAGUUCUGUUUUGUCUUUGUUUUGUAGCCCAACCGAAUGAGAAGUGAAACAAAAGAAUUGAGGUUUCUGUGUGCGGAUGACGAGCAGAGCAGGAUGUGCUGGAUGACCGCCUUUAGGCUCCUCAAGGUACCUUAGUCUUGGGGCCAGUUUACAUUUAUGGUGGUCUUCAGGUGAAGGCCAUCGCAAGACUCGUGGUUGGGCCCCCACACCCACGGAGGUGGAUGUUUGAGAGAACUAACGCUGCCAUACGAGUUCUAAACAGGCGGCUGAUGCAAUCACAGUGGCCCCCAAAUGGUCUGCAAAUCGUGUAUGUAGUCCCUGCCUGGAAGUCCCUUUUCUCUCAAAUCAACAACCAUUAUAAAAGCAUGAACUUGGAAUCAUUCAGAUGGUAUGAUGAGUCUUGCUCUUCCUUCCACCCCGGGGUCAAUAACCCGCAAACUAUAGCCAGCAGUAGGAUUUUGUCACUCCCAGGACUCUCCAAAAUGUUUCAUUCUUUAAAUUUUAAAAAAACAGUUAAACAAAAUUCUUACUGUUGUAGCAGGGUCCCCGCUGUGAUACCAAGAUGCCACACUGUUCUUUGUGGAGCCCCAACUCCACAAUAUUUGUUCAUAUUAUACACACACACACACAAUUUAAUAAGGAAUGAAAAGAAAAUGUUGUAAAAUAGUGCAGAAUAGCUGAUGGGAAAGUCUUUUGAAAGAUAACUGUGGUUCAUCAUGCCCACUUUUAACGUUUGGACAUGCCCAGUUUGAGAUGUGGACCUCGUAGAGUUGGCCCUGGGUCACUGUGGCCCUCAGCCUGAAGGCGAUUGGCCAGCUCAGCUCUGCCCCAUGCAGACCCCCUACAGACUUGAAUGGGAAUCUGUCUGCUCAGAUUGCUGCUGGUAAGAACUUGGUGGUUCCCAAAUUAUUAAUUAACAAGUAACUUUACCACUUGAAGGGGCAGCCCAACAAGCUACACCCCAUGGUGCUAUGUUGAUUCCAAUAUGCAUUUUGACAGCAUAACAAACAAAUAUUGGUGACCUUCUGUUCUUGGCUCUCUCUGUGGUGACUGACUUCCAGUCACAGACCCAGAGACGUACCUAGGCUCCCCUGCACCCUUAGCAAGGAGAUGUAUUCCUGCCCCCACCCCCGGACAGUCCCUUGUACCCUUCCAGAUUCUUCCACUGAGGCACCCAGAGGAGACUCUGUGCCUCACCUGGAGGAGUGGCCUGGGGGGAAAGAACACAGUUAGGCAGGAUCCUAGCCGCUCUGAGCCAGAGUGCAGAGGCUUGCUUUUUGCACCACCCCGGGCCUGCAACCUUGGCAAAGGUCAACCUGGCCAGUCCCUAGGUGCACCCCUGCACAGACGCCAAAAGAAAAGUUUAUCCCUCAGAUCCAUUUUGAUAACCUGGAACUGAUCACCCUGCCAUCAUCAUUACUACAGAGCUAUUUCAGCAAGAGGUGCAAGAGGGCAUUUUCUGUGGUGCCCUCCUCCAACUUUGAAACUCACUGCCUUUUAGAGGUGGCUCCAGCUCUGGGUGUACUGUAUACAGGAGACAUAAAACGCUGCACCUUUUAAUCACGGCUUUCAAAAAUAGGUGACUGUUGUCUGGAAAGGGCUAAGUUGUGCCGGCACCAUGGUUUCAUCAGCACCGCUGUCUGAAGCAUAGCAGCUUAUAGCCUAAUUCAUGUUGCUCCUCAGGUUCAAGGGACGUGGGUGGCGCUGUGGGUUAAACCACAGAGCCUAGGGCUUGCCGAUCAGAAGGUCGGUGGUUCGAAUCCCCGCGACGGGGUGAGCUCCUGUCGUUCGGUCCCUGCUCCUGCCAAACUAGCAGUUCAAAAGCACGUCAAAGUGCAAGUAGAUAAAUAGGUACCGCUCUGGUGGGAAGGUAAACGGCAUUUCUGUGCACUGCUCUGGUUUGCCAGAAGCAGCCUAGCCAUGCUGGCCACAUGACUGGCUGUAUGCCGGCUCCCUCGGCCAAUAAAGCAAGAUGAGCACCGCAACCCCAGAGUCGGUCAUGACUGGACCUAAUGGUCAGGGGUCCCUUUACCCUUUACCUUUACCUUACUUGUGAGUGAUUUUUUUGGUCGUUCUGUGUGUUUUAGUGGUUUGAUUAUUUUCCAUUGUGCUUUAUGGUUUUAUUAUUAUGCCACCUGCCCUGGGACCUAUUGGUGAAGGGUGGUUAAUUAAAGAAUUGAAUAAACAAACAUAAAGAAAAUAAAUACCUGUCUAUUCUCUCCCCGCACUACAAUCUGCAGUAUGGGAUGUUGCUGUACCAGAACUACAGAAUUCCACAACAGAGAAAAGCUGCGCUUCCGCAUUUCACCACUCCUAUAGUAAGUUUAUAAUUUUAAGUUCUGUUAUAGUCAGCUCAGAGUUUAAACGAGAAGCUUCUUGCCCACAAGUAGUGACUUUGGAGUUGCCAGAUGCUGGAUCAAGAGGAAUACAGUUGCCUGGAAAGGGCUAAGCUAUGUCUGGCACCAUGGUUUCAUCAGCACCGCUGUGAAGCAUAGCAGCUUAUAGCCUAAUUCAGGUUGCUCCUCAGGUUCAAGGCUUGGAUUCCCAGUUGUUGGUUGGAUCACCGCUCCCAUCAUCCCUGACUGCUACCUCUGCUGGCUGCGGACGAUGGGAGUUGCAGUCCCAACAUCAUCUGAGAACUCAAGGUUGAGAAAGGCUGGUAAUAAGCACACUCUCCCCCACAAUAGUGGGUAAAAGCACGUUAAUAACAAUAAUAAUAAUUUUUAUUUAUACCCCGCCCUCCCCGGCCAAAACCGGCUAACAUCAAAUGUAUAACACAUUAACAUAAAAUCAGACAAUCAGUUAAAAUACAUCCUAAAAUCAGAUCAGGAUCAGAACAAAUCAGAUGGCAACCCGCAGAUUCGGGUUAGGAACCUUAAAUGCUCACCAGGCCCAACUGUUUGUGCUGAACUUAUAUGGGCCUGUGAGAGAAAUUGGGAGGCCACUUUCAUGCAAGUUCUUACAAUUUCUGGGGAAUGUUAGACAACAGACUCUGCUGUUGCUAGGCAACAGUUUCUGGUCAAUCUUAGCCCUGGAAGUAUAGAAACGUGCUCUUGCUAGGCUAGAUUCUUAUAGGCCAGGCCUCAGCCUUGAAGAUUUUCUUGUUCAGAUAGGCCAAGAAGUUUAGAAAUUAGGUGUGAAAGGAUAACCGUGAGAAGCAGUUGGAGUAAAAAGAGUUCAAAAGUCAUGGAAGGAACAGAAUAGAUAUCUGAAGUGUCCAGCAGCCAGUCUCCCCCCACCCCAAUUUUUAAAAUGGAAUUUUAAUAAUGACAAUCAGGUUACAGAAAAAAGAAACAAAGGGGGUGGGGGGAAUAGCUUAGAGAAAGGAAGGAAACAAAGAUAAGUUGUAACAUUUGCCAAUAAAGAAAUAUGGGAUACAGCAAUGCAAUUUUCUGAGUCAAUAAUAAAACAUGCCAAGGGGAGAAUGAUGCAACGAUUAUCAUUACAAAGGGUUCCGUGGUCUUAAGUCAGAAUGAUUUUUAAAAAAAUAAUUUCAAGAAAGGAAAUAGAAAGUAACCUUGAACUGUACUAAAUCCAUGCACUUGCAGAGACUGGUUAACACCUGGGCUAUUCCUGGGCUACUGUGUCUGUAUAUAAAAUAAAAUUGGACCGAAUGGCAAAGAAGCGCCCUCAGAGCCUCCCUGUGCGUACAGAACUGGUUGUGUUGAACUAGCUUUAUAUAUAUUGGAUUAUAGAAAACCAAUAAAAAUUGAAUGAAAAGAAAUGAAGCCAGCUGUAUUGUUUUGUGGAUCCCAGGCUAUAAAUGUUAAAUGGGAAGCCAGGUUCAAAAGGCUCCUCACAUGAAAGCUUAUCCACACUUAUGCCAACAAAAGCUUUGCGCAGUGAAAACCCAUCACCAAAACCAUGUCUUGGCCCAGCAGAGCAACAUCUGCCCAUAGCAAGCUAAAAAAAAACCCCAGUCUUUAAAAACUGGAAAUCUGGAGAAGGGUUGGAGGAGCAUGGAAAAAUAAUAAAAGCAACCAGUAGUUACCUUUUCUAGAUAAUGCCAUUAAAACAAUUUUCCUUUCAGAGAAGUGUGUCUGAAAAUUCCUUAGUAGCAAUGGAUUUUUCCGGACAAAUAGGAAGAGUUAUUGAAAACCCAGCAGAAGCACAGAGUGCCGCCAUGGAGGAAGGCUAUGCUUGGAGGGUAAGGGAGCUUCCGUCUUCGCAAUUUCUGACUGAUAACCUCCCGUGGCCAUGGCAGCGUAGUGGUCACGACCACUGACGGGAAAUUUAUUUAUGAACAAAGGUCUAAGAAAAGAGCAACUGGCUUAACAUUGUCAGAAGUGGGAUGGGAGCCGCUGUGGUGUGUCUGGUGGAGGGAACGUCUGAAGGAAUUUGAUCAUGUGAGUGGAGACUGGAAGCACCGCGAAUUUCCAUGUCAGAGCUCCUGGUUCUCCAAGUUGCUGGUGAGGUGGCCGCUAUAUUUGCCAGUCAGAAUCCACACGGUUUGAAUUCCUUGUGACAUUAGCAGAAGCAGUGCGGGGGCAGUACUAUGUUGCAGAAACUCAAAUUUUGGUAGACCUUGCAAUAGCUUCCUGUCAUGUUUUCCAUUCUGCAAUACAGUGGUUCCUCGGGUUAAGUAUUUAAUUCAUUCUGGAGGUCUGUUCUUAACCUGAAACUGUUCUUAACCUGAAGCACCACUUUAGCUAAUGGGGCCUCCCGCUGCCGCCGUGCCGCCAGAGCACGAUUUCUGUUCUCUUCCUGAAGCAAAGUUCUUAACCCGAGGUACUAUUUCUGGCUUAGCGGAGUCUGUAACCUGAAGCAUAUGUAACCUGAAGCGUAUGUAACCCGAGGUACCACUGUAUUCACAGUAAAAUGAGCAUGGGUGUGUGCCAAGUGCUGUUUCGCAAGGUUACACACAUACGUGAGACGUACGUUUUGGACACGCCCAUCACAUGAAGGGGUCAUAUAUGUCUUCCCCAGGAGAGGUGAGGUGCUGUCCCCUCUGUUUGAAAUAUUUAUCUCUCUUUUUACCUAGGAUCUCUAGGUGGGUGACAAUAAUUUGGAAGCAGAAUCAUAGUUUCAGGGGCAUUCUAAAACUGGGGUGGCACCAUGAGAAUGCCAAUCACUGUAAGGAAUACAAUUCCCACAGGUUGGACACUGAAGACAGCCUCCUUUUAUGAUCUUAAUUCCUGGGCAGGACUAUAUCUGGAGAGACGCUGUGCCAUUUGGGCUCCAAUUUGUUCAGGGCUUUGUAAGUCAUCUGCAGAACCUUGAACUCAGACCAAAAACAUAUCGACAGCCAGUGCAGAUCUUUGAGAAUCAACACAAUAUGGCUCAUGAUUCCAGUCAAAUUCAAAAAACUAGUUAACUGCAUUUUGGUCCAGAAGCAGCCUUUGAGUUGUUUUCAAGGGCAGCCCCAUAUAGAGUGAAUUACAGUAGUCCAAAUUGUUGUUGUUAGUUGCUAUUACUAUUCCCGCCAUUAAAUAUAAUUUAAAUGGGAUUUAAAUUGCAUAUACAAUAUAAAGUUAAAUGGGCCUGCAGACAAUAAGGUGAUAGUCUGUGCUGUGUUGGAUAAUAUUGUUAUAACAAUUGCUCCUAAAUGAACUGAAAUUUUUGUUUUUACCUCUAAUAUGCUGUAGGGUUUUCAUGAAUCUUGCACCUUGCUUCCAAUAGAAAUCUCAGAUCUCUCUCUCUCUCUCUCUCUCUCUCUGUGUGUGUGUGUGUGUGUGUGUGUGUAAAGUGAUUUGCAUUCCACAAAAAUAAUUCAAACUUUAAAAAAAAAUUCCUCCAAAGAUCUCAGAAUUGUAUAAAUGAUACUUCUUCUCCCGCAGCCUCAAAUUCCUGUGAUUGAUUAGAACUAAGUCACAAUAAGUGGUCCAAAAUCAUCCAGGAAGCUUUGUGGUUUAGCAGAGGUUUGAACCCAGGGCUGAAGAAGAUACUUGAUGGCAUUGAUUGACAUAGGGCUAAUGGCGUGUUGUUGGCUUAUCAAUGGAGUACUAAGCAGCCUCCCCGUAUGCUUAAAAGAGACUUAAUUUGAUUAUUGCUCCAUGUGGACAAAAAACCUCUCUCUCUCACACACAACCACACUUUUCAUCCAAAGAGCAUUUUGUAAUAGUUGUAUAACAAUAAAAUUGGAUUAGAGAAAUUUGCUUCAACUUUUCCCCCAAUGAGCUUCUUGGCUGAUUUGGAAGCCAAAUCAAAAUUUAACUUUUAAUUUUUUAAUUUUAUUUUUAAGGUACAGAAACUUCACAUAUUCUCAAUGCAUUGCAAUACAUUUCCUGGCAUGAAGAAACUGUAAUAUUAAUAAUUUGAGGUUUUGUGCUUGCUUCUUUGUUCUACAGAAACGCAGCACAAGAAUGAAUAUCCUGGGUAGCCAAAGUCCUCUUCAUCCUUCCAUGCUGAACACAGGUAUGAAAAAUUGAAACUGACAAGUAUUUGGAGAGGUAGAUGAUCUCGUAUAAUUUCUGUGGGAAAGCUGAGACUGUAAUUAAUUUUCCCUGAUUCCGCUGAAUUCCGUCAAACUUCAGUGCUCAUCUGUGGUUGGAUGGUGCCCAUGUUGAUUAAAAUUUAACUUAAAUUAUAUUAAGCCAUAUUUGCUCUUCUUGUGCCAGAAAACUAGAGUUUAUUCUUUGUCCUUUUAAAAGGGAACGUUGAUGUUUAGUUUGAGCCCCGUUCGUGUUAAACAUUUCAUGCAAUGGCUUGUAUGUUUGAUUCAUUUUUUGUGGGAAACCCAGCCAGAUGGGUGGCGUAUCAAUAUUAAUAUAUUGAUAUAUUAAUUAAUUAAUUAUAGAAGAAUUGGGCUACAGUGCUGAAUACUAGCAAUGACCAGUUAUUUCUCCUUCAGUUAUUCAUAGGACACAAAACUGGUUUCACGGCAGAAUCUCUAGAGAAGAAUCGCACAGGAUUAUUAAACAGCAGGGUCUUGUGGAUGGGUAUGUUUUUCCUCCCUGCACGUGAUACUUGCCGCUGUGCCCAGAGUCCCAGAUACAACCAUGAUCCAAAUUUUCAUGUAAAAGUACCUAGUUUACCUAGUCUGAAAAGACCACGGCAUACAAUCCUUGGCGAGGGAUGGGGGUGGGGAGGAAAUGGGGUGGCAUAUUAUUUUACUGAAGGUUUGUAGGGUCACAGGAUGUAGCUCAAAAUGUUGUCUACUGGCAUCACCUUUCCAGGGUCUGAGCAAAACUUCUCAUGCUGCCUGGCAAUGCCAGGGUUUUAAUUUGGGACUUAUGUGAAUGCUCAGAUGUUCUGCAUAAAUUCUCCUCGCUCUGGCAUGCAACCCUGAUGGUGGGUAAUUAAAAAGACUUAUAUUGAUUGAUUAUCUGACUGUUCAUGAGCAUUUCCAAGGUUGCAAGGUUUGUCAUAAUUUCAUCAGCCAAAUUUCAAAUUAGUUAAGAGUUAGACUCUAGUGUGUGCUGGUGUCACAGACUGGUUGGACACAGAGGAAUGGCAGGAGGAACCAGAUGGGGAACCCCAAGGGAAGAAGAGGAGCAGAACCUGGGGAGCUGGGAGAGUCUGUGGCAGAGAUAAGUCCAGAAUUCGAGGGAGAAGCAGAAGCAGGAGAGGAAGGAAGCCAGGAGCCAUAGAGGAGCCCUGUUGGUGAAGAAGCAUGUGACAAGCUCCCCGCCCCCCGGUCUCCCAGAACCAGAAGAGGGAUGAAAAGGGCAGUGGAGAGGGUGGCGGCAUGCAGGCACAGUCUCAGACAGCUUGUGAAAAACACUGGAGAAGAGGGGACUUAGGCAGCUGUGAGGAGGACCUUCAGUCUUAACAACUGCUUCAUGGCUGCAGGACCUGCCAGAGAAAAGUUGCUGUGCUUAUUAGGCCUGACACACCUAUGCAGAUCCUGUUUUGCUAACAAAGAGUUAACUCCAACUAGCUUGGUGUGAUUUACUGCCAGAUCGCUCCUGUCAGCUGGUAAAAUAAUGAAACGGAGAUGUUCAUUUAUUUCCAAGUAGUAGUCCAUUUAAUAAUAAAGUAUAAUAUUGCUUCCCAGGUUAUUUCUUCUCCGGGACAGCCAGAGUAACCCAAAGGCAUUUGUACUUACACUGUGUCACCAUCAAAAAAUUAAGCAUUUCCAGAUUUUGCCGGUAAGUACGGCACUUUUAAAAAAUGUGGUGCGGAAUUCACAAUGGGUUUUAUUGAUGAAGAUUUCUGAAAGGCUUUUCAGUUCAACCAAUGAUAGCAUUCAGAAACUAGAAUUUUUUCUCAUUUCCUCUCUGUACUUUUCAUAGAAUAUGUUAAGUUGGGCAAGACCUCUUCCCUGAUCUGGUCCAUCAGUCAGAAGAGGGCAGUUGCUUAUCUCCACACACACACCCCCCCAUGCAGCAAUGGAGCAUUUGAAUGUAUGUGCAUGUAUAAUCCAAUGUUCAAAAGCCUAAAAGCCACAGGAAGAUAUCCAGAAACUGACACUGCAUCUUUGACUGACUUCUGCAUCAGUCUAUUCAGGUGUUCUGUCACAGCAUAGGCUGCAGAGCUGCAAACUGGGGAAAAGGCACAUUGUCUCCUCUUCAUACAAUGGACCAGUUCAAUCCAGAUGUCGUCAUCAUUAUUAUUUCAGAAAACAGGGCUGAAUUUAGGAACCCUUAUCUGUAUAUGCACACUCAUCUCCCAUGUGUAAUACUCAGUGAAAGACCUCUAGCCAUAGUAUUUCCAACAUGGACAAUACAAAUGCCUUUAUUUCUCAGAGAACAAUAUCCUGAAAUGCCAGAUUAUCUCCAGUGAGAGCCAAUCCUUAAAAUUAAUUUACGGUAAUUUAUUUUGGGCUACAAUGUUUGUGAUACUUCAGAUAUAUUAGUCUUAACUUGUUUUUGUGAAGAAGUUGUUUAUAUCUUUAUGGGACAAAAUUGUGAACAAAGCAUAAUUUUUAAUUUUGGCUCUCUUUUUUUUUAUUAGCCAAAAAUUAACAAGUGGAAAUCCACAAUUCAAAUUUCAAAAUCGUUUUUCCCCCCAGUAGCACAAUUAAUAUCAUUGUUACAGAAAAUGGAAAAGUUCGCCCAUUUUUUGUGUCCGUUGUGUUUUUAAGGGCUGUUGGUUGUCAGAGGUAUCUCACAACAGGUUAAUGCCCUUGCCCAGGACCGAGAGCAAUGCUCCCUAACCCUGCCAAACUUGUAGCUGCUGGCUUUUCGCAUCAGCCUCCAUGAGCACUGAUCAUACCGUAAUGAUCAUUCCCAACUCACAGAAGAUGGUCUAGGACAGUGAUGGCCAAACUUGGCCCUCCAGCUGUUCUGGGACUACAAUUCCCAUCAUCCCUGACCACUGGUCCUGUUAGCUAGGGAUGAUGGGAGUUGUAGUCCCAAACCAGCUGGAGGGCCAAGUUAGGCCAUCUCUGGUCUAGGAGGAUACUGUGGUCAACAGUAUCAAAAGCCACUGAGAGAUUAAGCAACAGCAACAAGGUUUCACUUCCCCAUCCCUCUCCCAAAGGUCAGGGCAACCAAGGUCAGUUCUGUCCCCAAAGCAGACAUGAGCCCAGUCCGAAAUGGGUCAAGAGAAUCAUUUUCUUCCAAUAGUGUCUGUAGCUAUACCACCACACUCUCAAGCACCUUACUGUAUUUGUGACCAGGUGAUAAUUGUCAAGCUCUGCAACUUUCAGGGAGGACUUUCUUUAAAGAGUGCCCACCUGUUUCAGGACAUCAGGCACAUACUCCUCUUGUAAAUAUGUGUUAACCACACCCUGGACCUCCUCCUAAAGCUAUGAUAUGGGCAAGAGCCAGGAAGGCAUAUUGUGGGCCAAAUCACUGCAAGCACUUCUCCCAUGUGACAGCAUUCAAGUCAGCACUGAAGGACGUAAUCGUCCCAAUGCAGAGGGAUGCAAAACAUGACUGUAGACUAUCUCAGCUGCAGCUACCUGGACGUAGGAGGAAUAAUCCUCAACAGGGAGGUGUUUGCAGCAAUACAGGACACCCACUGAUAGACCUCUUUGCCUUCUCCAGGAACCACCCCUUCCCAAGCUACAUGUUUAGAUUUCAGGUAGCCUGGGCAGAGGCGCAGAUACAUGGAGUGCCAAAAGGACCACCCUCUUGACUUCUCCUGCUGCCCUUACACAAGAGAUACAGGUGGAGCAGGCCCCUUUCCAGCCUCGGUUCUCUGAGACCCUCAACCUAGAGACUUCCUUACCCUGGUUCCUGCCGAACAAGGGAGACCUGUUAAUUCAAUGUGCUCCCCACUUCCUGGCUCAGCCACGUGCCCUAAUUAGAAUGUAAUGUAACUUUUUAGCUGUUGGAUACCUCUAACGUCAACUGGAAGAUUCAUUUUGGUUUGGUGUGCAGAGGCAUCCAAGAUAACAUCCUGUUUCUCAGUGGCUAACAUAACCCAAAACUUUGUUCCAUCCUUGUGCCUAGCCUGAUGUUGUCCAUAUCGUCUUCACAAAGUCAGCAUCACCUUGCGCCCUAUAGUUUGGCCUGCCCAGACUCCUCCUCCCUAGUUCUCCUUCCCUAAUUAUUUUCAAGAUGCAUUCUAUUUAAAGCUUUUUGAGGGGCAAAAGUGAGGAAAGAGUCUCCAGAACCAGCCUUGGUGGAAAAAACUUAAGUUUCAUUUUCAGCCUUCCUGGGCAAGUCAAAGAUAUUAACCCAUUGUUGGAUACCUUCAUGGUGAGCAACCAAUGUUCUGUUCUAUACCAGUAAUACUAAUUUGCUGCCUUGGGGUGGGGGGUGGGAUGGAGACAAUAUAAGAAAGGAAGGGAAGGAUAAAAUGGUAAAAGGAUUGCGGGCAAAUGUCCCGCAAUCCUUGUGCCCUGACCUCACCAUUGUGAUCCAUGCGACGGUCACCUCCAGACUGGAUUAUUGUAACUCACUCUACGUGGGGCUGCCCUUGAGACUGACCCAGAAACUCCAGCGGGUGCAGAAUGCCACGGCGAGAUUCCUUAUGGGGUCCUCGCUGCGGGAUCACAUUCACCCAGUGCUACACCAGCUGCACUGGCUCCCGGUAGAGUACAGGAUCAGGUUUGAGGUGCUGGUUUUAACCUUUAAAGCCCUAAACGGCCUAGGACCCUCAUACCUACAGCACUGCCUCUCCUGGUAUGUCCCACGGAGGACCUUACGGUCUUCAAACAAAAACAUCUUGAAGGUCACAGGCCACAGGCCUCAACCAGAGCCAGGGCUUUUUGGGCUGUGGCUCCAAUCUGGUGGCUCCAAUCUGGCCUCCUGCUUGGCAGGGGGUUGGACUCGAUGGCCCUUGUGGUCUCUUCCAACUCUAUGAUUCUAUGAUUCUAUGGUGGAACGCUCUGUCACAAGAGACUAGGGCCCUGAGGGACUUGACAUCUUUCUGCAGGGCCUGCAAGACAGAGCUGUUCCACCAGGCCUUUGGCCAAGGCACAGCCUGACCCCCUCCUUUGGUAAUCCUCAGAGAACUCUACCCCAAUGGUUGCCAUCAAUUUGAUUUGAACUGAUUUUAUAAUGAAUUGAUUUUAGAAUGCUGUAUUAUUUUACUUCGUUAGCCGCUCUGAGCCUGGAAUUGGCUGGGGAGGGCAGGAUAUAAAUAAAAUGUUAUUUAUUUAUUAUAUUUAUUAUUGUUGGGACUAUGGGCUAAGGGUUAAGUCAAAAGAUGGAGCUUUGCUGUGCCCAAAAUUUGAAAUGGUGAAAUUUAUAUUUUGAAUAUCAGAAUUGUGGAUGAGGUAAAACCAACUUUAAACAAGUCUGAAGUAUUAGCUCAAUUGAUAGAUGAGCUUCUGUCAGUUGACACCCUUUGUUGAUGUGCAUCCAUCCAUUAGUUAGCACCCUAAUUUGGUUAUAUUGCUGUUUAACUUGACAUGGUUUUAGUAUUUUAAUAUUUUUUUAUUAAUUUUUCAAGUGUGAAGAUGAUGGACAGAUAUUUUUCAGUCUGGAUGAUGGGAGCACCAAAUUCACUGACCUAAUACAGCUUGUUGAGUUCUACCAACUAAACAAGGGAGUUUUGCCGUGUAAACUCAAACACCACUGCAUACGUGUGGCCUUAUGACCUCUAUUUUGAUCCAUGUUGAAGACCGACUUUGCUCAGUGAUGGAAGUUGCUAGAGAAAUAUUAUAAAAGGAAGGUUGACACUGGGGAAUUAGCAGAAUAGUUGUUCACAAGAAUUAUGCACCUUGGGGAUUUGGAAAAGGAUGAAUUGAGCAACAGACUGAGAUUUUGCUGGUUUGUAUAACACCUAAACAUGCUUGGUGCUGAGUGUCCUAGCAACCCCUAAAAUCAGGAAAGGGUGUGUAAAAUCAUUAAACAAAACUGGAAACUGUCCCUUGGCUGGUCCAUUUAACAGAAUCAAGUUUGUGAAGCAAAAUUAUUGAAAAGAACUCUUGCCCUGGAAUAAUCUUGAGAAUUUAAGACUUAGUGUGUUUACUUUUUGUAUGGAUCACACUCUACUAUUUUUUGUUUUUUGCACUCCUACUUUUUGGAUAUUGCAUAUGGCCUAUAUUAGGAGCUGAUAAAGCUUUUACACUUAUGCAGGAUUUGGGUAUUAAUCUAAAUCCUGUAUUUCAUGAGUUGCUUCAGCCUAACAAGGAUCUAGAAGACAAAAAUAUGACUUGAUGGCUCUGAAAAUCAGCAGCUAUGUUAUGUACUGAUGCUCUUGAAGAAACAGUGUGGAUACAACUAUGGCAAUAUACACAUACCAACAUAUGUACUCUUUAGAAUGAUUGGGUUUUUUAAAAAAAUAUAAUGGCUGUAGCUUGUGUGCAGGACACUAAUAAUAGCUAGUCAUGCAAAGGAUUCUGAUUCUAUGCAUAAAUGUGUUUUAACCCAUUUUAAUCUGAAUGUGUUUUCUCUUCCCCCACAUUCUCAGCCUACUAGAGCCCUCUGGUCUGCAUGACCCUUUGGGAAAAUCCACUGACAAAGGCUAGAGUGACAAUAUGUAUUUGGAACCAGCUUUGGGAGGUGGGGCUUCACUUGUUUAGUCUACCUAGUAGGACACAAGUUCAGUGUUUCCUUGCUUUCUGACCAUGUCACAGGGCCUUUCGUGCAGGUGUAUCACUGUCCAAUCUCCUAACCAUGGUUGAGAGUUCAAGAGGGAGCCUCUGAACCCGCAUUUUCAGUAACCAAAACACAGAUUGCAAAUAAGUCUUUAACCUUGUUUGCAAAUGACUUGGGUCUACAGUUACUUGAAAAUGCCAGUAAAGAUGUAAGCCUAACUAUAAUUAGCUCCGAAACUGAAAGAAAGAGGAAAAUGGCCAUGGAGUAUCCUGGUCUCCUAAUUAUGGUUAGACUGUUGGAUAUGGCCGAACUGGCACAGACAUAGGGUUGUUUCCAACUAAGUUCUACUCAGAGUAGGUCCAUAGAGAAUAUUAAGGACUUUCGUUACUAAUGUCCAUUAAUUUCAAUGGAUCUACUCAUGAGUGUGACUAACAUUGGCUAAAACCCAUAGAGUUGUUUUCCUAAGUCAGGCAUAGGCAAACUCGGCCCUCCAGAUGUUUUGGGACUACAGCUCCCAUCAUCCCUGACCACUAGUCCUGUUAGCUAGGGAUGAUGGUCCCAAAACAUCUGGAGGGCCGAGUUUGCCUAUGCCUGUCCUAAGUGUUGGCAAGGCAACAGUGAUGCCCAGUCAGGUAAAUUUGAAUAAUUUCUUCUUCAGUUGAACUGUGUCUUGCUUGUAUUGUGCAGGAUUGCCAAAACUUCUGUACAAAACUGUGGGCAAAAUCCAUUGACUGCUCUCCAUCCAUUUCAGACCUGCGCAAAGAAAAGUUAUGCAAGUGCCACCAGAAUGAUUGGGUGAUAAUAUGCAGUAGUGCUGGAUUAAUGGCUUGUUUUAUUGCUAAUAGAAAUUGGAUAUUCAACCCUUCAUGCCACUGCUGAAUUUACCAUUGACAAUUCAGUAACCUAAUACUUGGGGGUAUAUGCACUAAAGUAUUUAUAUUAGUUGGUCAAACUAGUUUGUGGCAAACUGGUUUGGUCUUGCUUCAUUCCUGGUUCAUCAUUUAAAUAAGGCCCUUGUUCACACACAGUGGUAAGCCAUGGUUUAUUAAACUAUGGCUUAUUAAGACCGUGGAGUAGCAUUACAUAUGAGCCUGCCCAGUGGUUUUAACUUCUCAUUUCUUUACUGCCAACAAAUCAUUAUGUGAAGCCAUUGUUUGUUGCAGGCCUAUGAAUCUUGACUUGUUUUAGCUAUAGUUUGGCAUUGCAAGUGAACCAAGCACCCUUCCUUAACCAUGAUUUGUUUGGCCACUCCAACCAAAGUGUUCAGCAAGCUACAGAAGUCUGAGGAGAGUGCAGCUGGAAAGCAAAACAAACUCUUGAGAAACAAGCCAUAUAUUAUUUGAUCCUUUGUUGAGCAAUUCGUCGUUAACUUGUGAUUUGUUGAACAAACUGUGGCUUAUCAUUAUAUGCAAAGCAGAUAUUUUCAAGGCCUGCUUUAGGCUCUCUAAAGCCUUCCAGGUGGGCAUUGGCUGUAUGGAGCAAAUAAUACCUGACCCAGCUUUAAUCCAAAUUGAUAAAUGGAAAUUUGGGCACAUAUGGUAAGUAAAAUGCAGGCGGCAUAGUUGGAUGCUACCAGCUGCCUUCAUGGGGAGACACAUUUUGGAGGGCUUUAUAAUAUCUGAACCAGGACAAUCUCUUGUUAAAUGUUUCAUUUGUUCCAUGUUUACAUUGCUGUGCUUUUCCUUCUGGCGGUAGCUAGCAUUAGAGGAAGGUCAGUGCUGGUUUGAUUUCCCAUUGGAUCGCCAUACGGUUUAUGACUGUCAGACUUUGAAUAUCAUGGUUAAUACACACAUGAUGUGCUUUGUGUACUUUGCACGGUUUAUAAAGCAAGAAGUGUAUUGACCCUAGGAAUGUUCAGAAUUACUGUUGCAAAAUAAAUUUUAUCUCUACUGAUUAUCUCAUGUAACUAAUAAAUAGCCCAUCCUGCUGGCUGAAGUUGGAAAAGCAGUUCUUUAUUCACAAGGUAUUCUUAUAGCGGUGAGAGUAGCUUAUGAAAAAAUAACCAGCUUGAGUCACAUAUACCAGCUGAAUUCUCAAUGGUAUAGAAACACUGUAUCUUAGUUUACAGAACACAUUCUAGUAGCUUUGCCCCCAUGAAAUGUCUACAUAUAAAAUGAAGAAACUUGACUUAGUUUUUAUUAGAAACUUGCUGGUUUUAUAUGUGCAUAUUAUUUUUUUUGUCAAUGUUCUUUAGACAUCAUAUUAAGCUAAAUUUUAUCUUUGAUUUCACUCUGCAUUUUCUGUUUCACCCCUCCUAUAUAUAUAUUAAAAAUGAUUUAACAUGCUCAUUCUCUAGUUUUGAUAAGACCAUUUAGACUUUUGAGAUAAAUUUGUGUCUUAACUUAGUUUUCAGCAAAUUUAAAAAAUCGUUUUGCAUUGUUUCAUGUUUAUAAAACUUGCAUUCUUUGACUAUCAUAAUUUUCUAUGUAGAUAGCGGACUGUUUUGUACACCCAACUUUAAAAUGAGCUAUUUUAAAGAAAUGAGCCACAUCAAAGUGGUAGCUACUUUACUAGAGCACACCAUUAUUGCUCUUCCCUUUUUUUUGGUUUUGCUGGAAAUGAAAUUGUUAAAAUCCCACCUUAAACAUUUGCAGCGGAUACAGCUGGUUGGCUGCUUCAAAACCAAGGACUGAAGGACAUUUGACUUCUUUUGUAUUUAAAUGACAUGAAUGUAAAGAGGGACGCUCAGGGUUGUUUCUGGAGCCUGUUGAAUUUUUAUCAUUUGUUUUUGUUUGCCUGUGAUCUUUAUUUUCUAAAAUAAAAUACUUCAUGUAGCAAUCUUGGAAUAUGUUGAGAAGGAAAAUGUCAAACCACCUGGUAAAAAAAAAAUAUAUUAAAAAACCAGUAGGUAAGUUAUAGAACAGUAGGUGUUUGAAAAUGAACAGCUUUUUUAUUUGUUGAAUUAAUCUUGAAGAAACACGUGCCUCAGUUUUUAGAUGUUUUGUCUUCUCUUUUCUGCACUAAGUACCUGACCGUUUUGACCAAUCAAUGCACCUUUCCAGUGGCAAGACUUGCUUAUUGUAAAUUAUAUUGUCACAAUGCAAGACUUUUUAGUGACUGUAAUAUGGAAUAAAAGUUAAGUUUUCAGGGAAUGCAAAAGGUAUUAAUUUAAGAGACAAAACCUCUUACUCAAUAUGCAUUGCUUCAUAACUGUAAAUAGCUUUGGGGGGGGUUGUGAAGCUAAUUGUAAUCUUUCAGGUAUUUUUGUACAAUUGAGGGACUGAUUCUGUUUCUUGUAACUAGAAAUAAACAUUCAUACAAUUGUAUUCAAUUUU